CCCCCUGUGACCAUUAUAGGCAACUCGGGUAACCCAGAACAUCAUAGCCUGGUAGCAGGCGACAAACUCAUCUUGGAGUGCGAGAUAUCUUGUCCGAAUGCCACUGUCCAGUGGCUCUGGAACGGAAAGUUACUGAGUUCAGACUCCCGCACUCACAUAGACAGUGAUGGUGCCAUCAGGAAACUUGUUUUGUCAGGGCUUCAGCCCUCGGACUCUGGAGAGUACAUAUUGGAUGCCAUCGAUGACAAAAUGGUAACCAUAGUUGAGGUCCAAGGUAAAAUUGUUUACAUUUCAAUGCAUGUAAUAUAUUACAAAAAGGUACCUAUGUUAUUGACAUGACAUAAACAUAAAAGUCACAAGAGGCCAUGUUCAAAUUAUGUUUUACUCCUCAGAGCCCCCAGUCAAGUUUGUGAACAAACAAGCAAGAACCACCAUCUCUGGCUACGAAAAUGAAAGUGUGACACUGUGUGCCAUGGUGAGCCGGGAGCAAGCCUAUGUGCGAUGGCGUAAAGAUGGUGGACUAUUGAAUGGGGAUAAUAUUUACAUCUCCAGUGAGGGUAACAUGCACACCCUCACCAUCAACCCCCUGAAACUAUCAGAUAGUGGAGGGUUUGUCUGUGACGUCAACACGGAUGAAAUUUCUUUCAUUGUCCAGGUUAAAGGUAAGAGCAGGAUUAUUUUGGACAAACUGCUUAAGAAUAAGGUUUAACAUAGUUAAACACAGUAUUGAUUAAGUAAACUUGUUUUCCUAGAAAUGAAAGUGAAAUUCUCUAGACCCCUGGAGAAUAUCGUAGCCCUGAAGAACAGUACCCUCACCCUGAGGUGUGAGGUCAACAAACCUAAAGGAGAUGUUCAGUGGCUCAAAGAUGGCCAGGACAUUAAGCCCAGCCGUCGACAUACGAUAAGGGCACAGGGUCGGGAGCGAAGCUUCACCAUCCUCCAGCUAACGCUAGACGAUGCUGGGGAAUAUGCCUGUGAAUCCACAGACGAUAGGACUUUUGCCACUGUCGGUGUAGAAAGUAAGGAUAUGGGCAGUUAUGUUUAUGCUAACAUUUGAAAUAACAAAAUUAACAUUAUCGGGUGGUAAUCUUAUCAAUCAAACUUUUUUUUCAAUGUCAGUGUAAGUCUAAUGCCGUGCUCACGUGCUAGCGUAAAUAUCAGAAGCUCCUAGUUCCCAGUCGGAAAUUUCACUUGAAUGACCCUCGAAGUCGGAAUUACAAGUGGGAAACUCUGACAAAAUGCUGUUACCCAACGUUUCACCACUGACCUUUUUUUACCUAUUCAACCAAAAGAUGACAAUAAAUAAAUUUUUGACAAUUACAACCUUAUCAACAUGGAUACUGUAGCUAGUCUGAACACAUUGUAAAUGUUAAGCAAGCUAGCUAACUUUAUUAUAAGCAAUGUUAGCAAGCUUAUCAAGCUAGCUAAAAUGUUAUUGGUUGAAGAAUUAUUGCGACUCCAAAAGCACUUGAACACAAUCAUGUCAGACUUACCAAUUCCCAAUUUCCUAUUUCCCACGAGCACGUGAAACCAGCAUGACUCACGUUAUGUAAAAGGUCCAGUACAGUUAAAAAGCGUGAUUUUCCUGUGUUUUAUAUAUAUACAGUGCCUUCGGAAAGUAUUCAGACCCCUUGAUUUUUUCCACAUUUGGUUAUGCCUUAUUCUAAAAUUGAUUAAAUAAAUAGAAAUCCUCAGCAAUCUACACACAAUAUCCCAUAAUGACAAAGCAAAAACAGGUUUUUAGAAAAAAUCUCACAUUUCUUAAAAUAAAAAAAACUGAAAUACCUUAUUUACAUAAGCAUGCAGACCCUUUGCUAUGAGACUCGAAAUUGAGCUCAGGUGCAUCCUGUUUCCAUUGAUCAUCCUUGAGAUGUUUCUACUACUUGAUAGGAGUCCACCUCUGGUAAAUUCAAUUGAUUGGACAUGAAAAAGGCACACACUUGUCUAUAUAAGAUCCCACAGUUGACAGUGCAUGUCAGAGCAAAAACCAAGCCAUGAGGUCGAAGGAAUUUUCCGUAGAGCUCCGAGACAUGAUUGUGUCGAGGCACAGAUCUGGGGAAGGGUACCAAAAAAUGUCUGCAGCAUUUUAGGUCCCCAAGAACACAGUGGCCUCCAUCAUUCUUAAAUGGAAGAAGUUUGGAACCACCAAGACUCUUCAUAGAGCUGGCCGCCCAGCCAAACUGAGCAAUCGGGGGAGAAGGACCUUGCUCAGGGAGGUGACCAAGAACCUGAUGGUCACUCUGACAGAGCUCCAAAUUUCCUCUGUAGAGAUAGGAGAAUCUUCCAGAAGUUCAACCAUCUCUGCUGCACUCCACCAAUCAGUCAUUUAUGGUAGAGUGGCCAGACGGAAGCCACUCUUCAGUAAAAGGCAAAUGAUAGGCCGUUUUGAGUUGACUCUCAGACUAUGAGAAACAAGAUUCUCUGGUCUGAUGAAACCAAGAUUGAACUCUUUGGCCUGAAUGCCAAUCAUCAUGUCUGGAUGAAACCUGGCACCAUCCCUAUGGUGAAGCAUGGCAGUGGAAGCAUCAUGCUGUGCGGGUGUUUUUUAGCGGCAGGGACUGGGAGACUAGUCAGGAUCGAGGCAAAGAUUAAAAGAGCAAAGUACAGAGAGAUCCUUGAUGAAACCCUGCUCCAGAGCGCUCAGGACCUCAGACUGUGGUGAAGGUCCGGACUUGAACCCGAUCGAACAUCUCUGGAGAGACCUGAAAAUAGCUGUGAAGCAACGCUCCCCAUCCAACCUGACAGAGCUGGAGAGGAAUGGGAGAAACACCCCAAAUACAGGUGUGCCAAGCUUGUAGCGUCAUACCAAAGAAGACUUGAGGUUGUAAUUGCUGCCAAACCUGUUUUUGCUUUGUCAUUAUGGGCUAUUGUGUGUAGAUUGAUGAGAAAAAACAAUGUAAUCAAUUUUAGAAUAAGGCUGUAACCUAACAAAAUGUGGAAAAAGUCAAGGGGUCUGAAUACUUUCCAAAGGCCCUGUACAUAUACAGUACCAGUCAAAAGUUUGGACACAACGACUCAUUCAAGGGUUUUCUUUAUGUUUACUAUUUUCUACAUUGUAGUAACCAAAAAAGUAUUAAACAAAUCAAAAUAUAUUUUACAUGUUAGAUUUUUCAAAAUAGGCACCCUUUGCCUUGAUGACAGCUUUGCACACUCUUGGCAUUCUCUCAACCAGCUUCAUGAGGUAGUCACCUGGAAUGCAUUUCAAUUAACACGUGUGCCUUGUUAAAAGUUAAUUUGUGGAAUUUAUUUCCUUCUUAAUGUGUUUGAGCCAAUCAGUUGUGUUGUGACAAGGUAGGGGUGGUAUACAGAAGAUAGUCCUAUUUGGUAAAAGACCAAGUCCAUAUUCCAUAUAUUAUGGCAAGAACAGCUCAAAUAAGCAAAGAGAAAUGACAGUCCAUCAUUACUUUAAGACGUGAAGGUCAGUCAAUCCGGAAAAUGUCAAGAACUUUGAAAGUUUCUUCAAGUGCAGUCACAAAAACCAUCAAGCGCUAUGAUGAAACUGGCUCUCAUGAGGACCGCCACAGGAAAGGAAGACCCAGAGUUACCUCUGCUGCAGAGGAUAAGUUCAUUAGAGUUAACUGCACCUCAGAUUGCAGCCCAAAUAAAUGGUUCACAGAGUUCAAGUAACAGACACAUCGGAACAUCAACUGUUCAGAGGAGACUGCGUGAAUCAGGCCUUCAUGGUCAAAUUGCUGCAAAGAAACCACUACUAAAGGACACCAAUAAUAAUAAGUGACUUGCUUGGCCCAAGAAACACGAGCAAUGGACAUUAGACCGGUGGAAAUCUGUCCUUUGGUCUGAUGAGUCCAAAUUUAGAUAUUUGGUUUCAACCGCUGUGUCUUUGUGAGACGCAGAGUAGGUGAACGGAUUAUCUCCGCAUGUGUGGUUCCCACCGUGAAGCAUGGACGAAGAGGUGUGAUGGUUUUGGGGUGCUUUGCUGGUGACACUGUCAGUGAUUUAUUUAGAAUUCAAGGCACACUUAACCAGCAUGGCUACCACAGCAUUCUGCAGUGAUACGCCAUCCUAUCUGGUUUGCACUUAGUGGGACUAUCAUUUGUUUUUCAACAGGACAAUGACCCAAAACACACCUCCAGGCUGUGUAAGGGCUAUUUGACCAAUAAGGAGAAUCAUGGUGCUGCACAAUCACCUGACCUCAACCCAAUUGAGAUGGUUUGGGAUGAGUUGUACCGCAGAGUGAAGAUAAAGCAGCCAACAAGUGCUCAGCAUAUGUGGGAACUCCUUCAAGACUGUUGGAAAAGGAUUCCAGGUGAAGCUGGUUGAGAGAAUGCCAAGAGUGUGCAAAGCUGUCAUCAAGGAAAAGGGUGGCUACCUUGAAGAAUGUAAAAUCUAAAAUAUAUUUUGAUUUGUUUAACACUUUUUUGGUUACUACAAUAUUCCAUAUGUGUUAUUUCAUAGUUUUGAUGUCUUCACUAUUAUUCUACAAUGUAUCAUUGACCUCUCAAUGCAUGAUUCACACAAAAGUUGUGUAAGUUAAGCGCAUGGAUCUCAAGUUAGGAUUUGGACCAAUGAUACCAAUGUCUCAAUAAUAUUCAUUGCAAAUCAACCCUGUGUGUUAUUAUUCUAACAAAUGUUCAUGUUCUAUCCCUUAGUGCCUCCACCUAUUGUUGAGUUUAUCACAGAGCUACACAAUAUCACUCUACUGGAGGGGGAAAAUGCUACAUUUAAGUGUGUCGUUUCACCAGAGGAAACACAGCUAGUGUGGAGCCUGAACGGCCGGCCUAUAGCUCCAAAUGAGAGGUUUGUCAUUUCAAGUAAUGGACUGUGCCACAUGCUGUGCAUUUACAACUGCCAGGUCUCAGACUGCGCCACAGUGACUGCCGAGGCAAAAGGGCUGGUGUCUGAGGCAAACCUCCAGGUUCAAGGUGAGAUACCAUUGGUAAACAUUGUGCUAGUUUGGUACUCAAUAUAUUCUGGUCCAGUUUUAAAUGUGCUAUAUGCAACAAUUCCGCCUACAAACAGACCUAAAUGGCAACAAUAUAUUUGUAGUAGUAAAGAAAAGAAAAAAUCCCAUGGGUUAAAAAUCUAAUUUUAGAAUGGCAUUUGAAGCUAGCACAGUUGUUUGUUUUUCCGGGAAUGUCCACAUUCAAACAGCAGCAUCUUCCUGAUUGUCGUUCUUGGAGGUUGAAAACAAUGGAUGUGUUAUUUAAAUUAUGAUGAGAUAAGAAAGUAUUGCUAAGCUAUUUCAGGUUUUUCUAAGCUAAACAGGAUAUAAAUAUCAUACAACAAACAGAGCACCUUAAAUUGAUAAGUAGCCCCAUGACUGUGCUCUUAUGAUUGUAUAGUUACAGUGUGACAAGAUGUUAUUUUCCCUGAUUAAUUAGGAAAUAUUUACCCCCAAACCUUUUAUUAAUUGUAUUCAUUUCCCUUGAUUUUCAUAGUUGCGCUGUUGACACCCUUGAACAACAGUGUAUGUCAAUGUAGCACUUACAAUAUAGCUGCCUAUUAUAUAAUAUAGUAGUAGUAGUAGUAGAGACAUUUAAUUGUAAUCUUCAUUUCACAUUUGCAAUCACUUUAUACAACUGUUGAUUCCUUGAAGUUUAGGAGAUCAUUUUGAAGUAAGCUUUGGCUAAAAUGACUUUCAUAUUCAUGCCCUCCCCUUUAAAUGUCUUCAUAACUAUUGGGGGAAUGAGUGCAACAGUGUACUCUUCGAAAGCCUCUUUAAUGCCACAACAUAUUUUCGAUAAAUAAUGACCUCUUCAGACAAGCUCAAAUUGUUGAAGGGGCGCCUUUGACGGCUUGCGCUUAGCAGCUUCUCCAUUUAGAAUUCCUGGGGUAACUGACAGAGACAAAUGGUGCCCGAGACAUGCUACAUCACUUUUACGAGGAUAUCAUAGCCUCUCUUUAGUAGAACUUGUGCUACAUUGUUGUUUGUUUAUCAUAGCAUUUUAUUGGUAUUUUUAUAUAGUUAUAAUGUAGCUUACAAAGCUUUAUUUUUUCACUUUGUGUAUGUCACUCUGGAUAUGUAGUUGAAUGUCAAUUAGAGUUCAAAUCGAAUACUUGUGUGAUCCCUGUUGCUUUACACACUCACAUUAAUAUGUGUUCAGAACAACAGGUGUUGUUCACCAAAAACAUGGUGCCCGUUGUGGCUGAGCAAUUCGGGGAGGCUACCCUGGAGGUGGAGGUGAGCCUGGACUCUGGAGAGGUGCAAUGGAUGAGGCAGGGUGUAGUCAUCCACCCGGGGCCAAAGUUCACCCUGAAGCAAAAGAGCCGGCGACGGAGCCUCACCAUUCACAAGCUCGCCCUUUCUGACCGGGGCACCUACAGUUGCGAAACUCUCCACGACCGCACGCAAGCCCAGCUCAUCGUGGAACGUGAGUGCUCAAGUGUUGUCACUAUGUGCUGUUGUUGUUUGUUUACCUCCGUUGCCGGCAACAACGCUUUCACACGCUGUCCCUGUUGUUGCCGUUGUUGCUUUUGGAGCAAACUCAAUAACUGAGUAAGAGUAAUUUGAGUGGUGAUGGCUGCAAACAGGUGACCUACAGACAGACCGCUAGCCCACCCUCUGGUUCUCAGGGAGCAGAUUUCUGUAUUGACACAGGAUCACUGGAGCCAUGAUGAUUUCAUUAAGCGUGUCAAAGGGGAAUCAGAUUGGAGGCUAGAAGGAAGUACUAGUGAGGAACUAUUUAAGCCCCUUUUGCUUGGCUGUGAAGAUAUAGAUGUUAUCAGACAAGCGCUAGGAUUACAUUCACACAAGCACAGCUCUCUGAGAGCAUUCCCUUCGCUUACUAUUGCAGAGUCGAGCUGUGAUUAAUGGCUGCUUUAACCACAAAGGGUCUAAUAGUUAAGAUGUACUGUAGCUCUGUGUACUUAACUACUUUUCUUCUGACUUGUUUUGUGGGUGAGUUAGUGCUGUGAGGUGCGGGUGAGUUAGUGCUGUGAGGUGCGGGUGAGUUAGAGCUUGUGCUUUCAGCAACAGCGUGGGUGAGAAGGGGAAAGUCUGGACUUUGGCUGCUGUUGGCACCUCUUAUGUAUUUGGAUCUCCUCUCAUUGCAUCUAAAUUUAUGCACUGGCCUUCAAAAUCGAGUUUGUUGUCAUCAAGUCUAAAAAAUAAAUGCCUCUUCUCCAUGGGGAAUGCCUGUCUGUGUUAGAAUAAGUAAAAAUGUUGGCGGAUUCAAAACAGGCUUUGGUGUAAGGUACUGUGUUGGAAUGAUAAAAAUACUUGCCUAUUUUCUGCCAACUGGCUACAUGUUUUAUUGGUCUGUCUGUAUCACACAUACUGUAACAUGACUUCUGUUAUAGGGACAUUCUAUAUGAAAAUGGAAGAAACAUGAAAAAAAUGUGCUAAGAAAUAGCCUUUGGAAGAAGGAUUUGGUAUUUGUAGUAUUUGCAGUGGGAUCUCAAGGACCUUUGGAAUUAUCAUAUUACAUGGAACGCCUCUAGAGAUGAAACAACAGAUGAUUUAAUAAAACAAUUCUAUAAGGGAAGUUAAAACCAUAUAUUUAACUCAUUUUAUAUCUCGACGUCCCCUUUUUGCCUAGUUCCCUCUAGGUUUCUUCCUUGUAGAGUUAUUCCUAGCCAAUGUGCCACUGCUUCUGCUUCUGCUUGCUCUUUGAGGUCUAGGCCGGGCUACAGUAAAAGCACUUUGUGACAACUGCUGAUAUAAAAAUGGCAUCAUACACAUGAUUUCUUUGUUUGUCCCUGUCAUCAUGCAACAUGUAAAUCUGUUGAUUUAAUUAUAGAUCAGGGAUAGGCAACCCUGUUCCUGGAGUGCCGCAGAUACUGUGUGGUGAGUGAUUUUGAUGGAGUCAGGCGCAGGAGGGUAAAUCACAGAAUAAACCGAAAAUACAGCGGUACGCAGCAAUGCGUCAAACACUCCAGUGCGGAAAUCAGGCGCACUGGGAAACAACAAGGCACACGGGUGAAAUAUCCCGGCGAUACAAAAUACAAGGAGCUCCUCCGAGCUCAUCUAACCUCCACAAUAAACAAUCACACACAAAGACAAGGGGGCAGAGGGAACACUUAUACAGGUACUGAUGAGGGGAUAUGAACCAGGUGUGUGUAAUAAACAAGACAAAACAAAUGGAAUGAUGAGAUGAGGAGCGGCAGUGGCUAGAAGGCCGGUGAUGACGAACACCGAAUCCUGCCCGAACAAGGAGAGGAGGCAGCUUCGGAGGAAGUCGUGACAUACAGCAGGAUUUUAUUCCAACUAGCACCACAUCUGACCAACUGAGCUAAUUGAUCAGUUCAGUGAGUGCCUGAGGCACUCCAGGACCAGGGUUGCCUACCCCUGUUAUAGAUGAUUUACAUUAUUUAUAUGAUUAACUUACUAAUUAAGUGAUUAUUGUUGUUGUUAUUAUUGCCUUUAGCUACAAUUCCAUUUUCUCCCCACAGCCAGAAAAAUCACAAUUCGGAGAGGACUCACUGACAUCCAAACCAUUCAGCGUGAAACUGCAUCCUUCGAGGUGGAGCUGUCUCACAGCAACGUAGAAGCCACUUGGCUAAAGGAUGGGAACCAGCUAAAGCCAAACAACCACUGGCGCAUGAGUGCCAAAGGGUGUGUCCACAGCCUCACUAUCUCCAACCUCACCUUGGACGACACAGGCACCUUUGUGUUAUCUGCGGAAAAUGUGAAAACAUCUGCCAGGCUCGUUGUUAAAGGUAGGGCACGGACACAGAUGGUCAGAAAGCAACAGUACACUAGUUUUCUGUCAGAGUGGGCAGCCUGGCCACAUUGUAUACACAAACAGCAGCGUCUUUCUGAUUCAAUAUUGGUUCUCAAAAUAACAAUAUUUUAUGUCAUUAUACUUUUUCUACAUCAAAUACAAUUAUUUAUAUAGUGGUUUUUCAAGCCAAAAGCAGGGAGUGUGAGGGAGUGUAGGAAAUACAGAAUGAGAAUAUAUAUUUGACACCUCAGCUUUUGAUGCCGAGGUGUCAUAUACAAUUAAUGGAAAGCCUGGUUUCUCGUGUUAUCUACUCCACUAGGGUCUGUCAGCCAGGGGCUGUACGGCUUAAUGACAAGUUUGUUUUUGUCAAUGUUUAAAAUGUCAGAAUAACCGACUGCAUGAUAAUGAAAUGGAGUGACUGCUCUGCUACCGUUCUUACUCCGUCUCACGUUACAAAUACAAAAUAGCCACAUACUGUACAUCGCAAGUAGGCUACUUGGUCUUUUCAGUCACUCCCUAACAUAACCUCACACUGUAAAGUAAUCUCUCCCCUAUACAGAGUCACUCAAUACGUCUCACCCUUUGAGCCAGGGUUCUGAAAUCGAGGAUGACAAUUGGAUGAAAAUGUCAUCCCAGUAAAUAGUUCAGUUGCCAUACCAAACAUCUCUUAACACUAAAAUACAGGCUAUUGUACCGAUGCCGUCGUGGUGCAGUGCGUGUGUAAGUAUAUUGCUCCCAGAUUUGUGUCAGGCAUUCAGUUUGGCUUGUGAAGUGUCAACAGAGGACAUUGUAGUUGAGAUUUUAAGUCAAAUGAUUCAUACCAGUAAAACAGCACUGAAUGAAUCAGCUUGGAUCUCAAACAAAAAAGUUACAAUUUAAAAGUUUGAGGAAAUACUUUCAGUAUGAGAGUAACAAAAUCAAAGUGAUAUUAAAGUAACUGUCCAGUGAAAAUCUCCCUAUUAAAAGUUAAUAUUCUGUUAACUCAUACCAGUGUUGUAUACACUCCUUUCUUGAAACAUGAAUACCUUAACAGCCUUAUCUAUUAUAGACAUGUUUGCACAGUGGCGAACCUAUAGGCCUUCAGUGUGUGACAGGUUCGUGAUUCUGAAAGGACUGCAACCAUAAUUCCAGCACACUCAUGUAGAAGAGUGCCCUUUUUGUAAAACACAAAGGGCCACCUCUACGAAAAAUAAUUGAGUUGCACCCCCUUUUGACCCUCAGAACAACCUCAAUUCGUCAGUGCAUGGACUCUGCAAGGUGUCGAAAGCGUUCCACAGGGAUGCUGUCCCAUGUUGACUCCAAUGCUUCCCACAGUUGUGCCAAGUUGGCUGGAUGUCCUUUGGGUGGUGGAUCAUUCUUGAUACACACGGGAAACUGUUGAUCGUGAAAAACCCAGCAGCGUUGCAGUUCUUGACACACUCAAACUGGUGCGCCUGGCACCUACUACCAUACCCCGUUCAAAGGCACUUAAAUCUUUUGUCUUGCCCAUUCACCCUCUGAAUGGCACACAUACACAAUCCAUGUCUCAAUUGUCUUAAGGCUUAAACAUCCUGCCCUUCAUCUACACUGAUUGAAGUGGAUUUAACAGGUGACAUCAAUAAGGGAUCAUCGCUUUCACCUGGAUUCACCUGGUCAGCAUAUGUCAUGGAAAGAGCAAGUGUUCCUAAUGUACAUCCGACACUGCAAAAAUAAAGUAAACAGGAUAGAUCUCACUGGAUUACAGUAGCGGCCAUUUCCAUGUAAAAGGACCCAUGAGCACCAACAUCUGAAGUUUAUAGAGCAUAUCACAUUUGGUGUCAAAUGAAAGCUAAGAGUCUAUACUAUUGGGAAAUGAAGGCAUACAGUAUAUAUGUUUUUCAACCAUUUUCCAUCCUAAAAAUAAGGAAUAAGCAAAGGCUUUGAUUUUUGGCCACACAGAUGGAAAAGGGGUCUUAAAAAACAUCUACUAGAAAAAGUCUUAAAAGGCAUUACAAAUACAUCAAAACAAUAAUGUUGAAGGCCCCUGCCAACUAAUAUCAACAUUUAUAUUUAGUUUUGCAGGAAUUAUUUGCCUUCUGUAAGUUUUAGAAAUAUUUCCUAGUGUCUUGUCAUUCUGUUCCCAAAAACCCACAUAUCUUUAAGACAUUUUCUUAUUUAUCUCCCUUAUGAGUAGUGAGAAUUAUGAAAAUUCACAGAAGUGACAACUAAAGGUAGACCUACCAAUUAGUAUAUAUAGUUUACUGAUAACAACUUUGUUUAUCAAGUAUGAAGUGAUUAAAAUGUUUCACUGUGUUACGAAAUUCAGUAACAGAGCUGGUAACAGAGUGACCGAAAAAUCUGUAACAGAGUGACUGCAAUUGAAUUGGCCACAAUGUAUAAUUAUAGUAGUCACAAACCACAGUUGCAGUAGAGCACAGUACAGCACAGUAUAGUAGAACACAGUAAAGUACAGUACAGUACAGCACAGUAGCAUACAGUACAGUAAAGAAAAGUAGAGUAGAGUAGAGUAUAUUUACAGUAGAGCACACAUAAUGUAAUACACUCUACUGAACUCUACUUUUCUUUACUGUAUGUACUCUACUGUGUGCUGCUGUACUGUACUGUAUUAUACUGCUCUACUGUACUGUACUGAACUCUACUCUACUCUACUGUGCUGUGAUGUCCAAACUUGUGAUUGGUGAGGUGUCAGCUAUGACAUGACACCUUGAGUUUGGUUAUCGAACUACAGUAAGUGAGGUGGAUCAACACCUGGCAACAGAAUGAUUGGUACAGAUUUGUUCCGGUCUGGACCAACCAAAUUUGGUCUUGUUUGGCAGCCGAGCUCAUUAGAAUAAUAGCCAGUGUAUAGAAUAAUACCCAAACAUGCAAAGGAGGAUAUUACAAUUUUCUACCUUUGUGUACCGAUUCAGGAUACAUCACCAUGAAGAUAAUUACAUUUAUAAUUCUGCAUUUAUGUAUAGCACAGAUCAAGGACCCAUGAUGUAAUUAUGUUACUAUCAUUCUGUUACCAGGUGUUGAUCCACCUCACUUACUGUAGUUCGAUAACCAAACUCAAGGUGUCAUGUCAUAGCUGACACCUCAUUCUUUCUGCAGACCUCUUUGAAUCUUAAUUCGGAGUAGAUAUUUAACAGAGUUUUUGGAAAACGUUGUCACAUAAAAAACUGAGGGAGAUUUUACUGUCAUUCUGUUUCCAAACUUUGCAUCGUCACUGUUCCUCAAGUAAAUGUGUUUUAUUAACAUUUUCAGUGGCAAUUGUAAAAAGUAGAUUUCUGCAUAUAGGUGUAUGGUUUGUUAAACUUUGCAACCAAUGGUUUUUGCUUGGCAUACAUUUAAAAGUGAAAAAGUGAGUCUCGGCAUCAAUCUGUUAUCGUGGAACUGCCCAGUAGCAAGGGAAAUCCGGCCUUGUAGAGACUUCCUCGGAAUGGUAUUCGCAAAACCAACAAACAUCUUACUCUUUUGAAGGGUGAGUAAAUUCCACAAAUAUGAGCAGUUUAUGGACUUAAUUAAUGUCUAUUUCAAGGCUUUUUAAGCCAUUAAAAUCUCAGCCCCAGGUACACCAAACAUUUCCCCAAAUGCUACUUUUUCUUAAAGGGACACAUCCCCUCUUAAAUAAAGGGAGGUGCAACAUAAAUGGUACAUGCUAAGUUUCUAAGAGGAAUCCUUGGGACAACCCCACCCAAAACCUUAACCCUUACAUUUACUUAACCUUAACCAUAAACCGUACCUAACCCUAACCGUAACCUUAAUCCUUACCUUAACCGUUUUAAAUGUCAACUUCAAUGGGGUGACAUCAGAGUUGGACAUCCCAAGGAUCCCACUUAGACUUUUCCCAUCAGAAAUAGAUUUUGCCAGUCUUGGAUUUUGCCAGUCCAAAUAACGCAGUCAGAACUGGCAGAUAGAUUACAUAAACAUUAUGAAAAUGAAAAGACACAAAGGUUUUAUAACUUUAAGCCAGUGAAAUAUGUAUGUGCUUAUGUCACCUCACACUCGAAGCAGUGCCACAAUAAAGUGAGCAUUUCACGCUCACACUUAUGAUACAGUUUCAUCUCUACGCUUUCGCUCACCUUGAAUUUGAUCUCAUUUUGUUUGCAGAGCCACCAGUGACAGUCAUAAAAAAACUGGAGGACUUGCGCUUUCCAGAAGCGGCUGUGGCAUCAAUGGAUUGUGAGCUAUCAAGGCCUAAUGUUGAAGUGAAAUGGAUGAAGGUAAACAAUUCAUACCCUUUCCAACCAAUAAUUACACUAUUUUGUUAGCAACCUUUCACUCAAUAAUACUAUGGUGAAAAAUAAAGUCAUAUUCAUGGGUUGCACGUCUCGUCACAAUAUUGUUUUGGACGUUAGUUUUAGGACUGAUACCCAGCUGAGCAUGCUACUCAGUGCAGUCUUAAUAGGGGCUGAUUAAGAUUGAGUCUAAAGUGCAUUACUGUGGCUUGGAAACACGAUGACAUUUCAAAAUGAGGCAUAUAUAUUUUUUAUUAAGCCAUCCACCUGGUCAGUCUAUGUCAUUGAAAGAGCAGGUGUCCUAAUAUACACUCAGUGUAUAUACACAUACAUACAUACAGUUAAAGUCGGAUGUUUACAUACACUUAGGUUGGAGUCAUUAAACCUCGUUUUUCAACCACUCCACAAAUUUCUUGUUAAUAAUCUAUAGUUUUGGCAAGUCGAUUAGAACAUCUACUUUGUGCAUGACACAAGUAAUUUUUCCAACAAUUGUUUACAGACAGAUUAUUUCACUUAUAAUUCACUGUAUCACAAUUCCAGUGGGUCAGAAGUUUACAUACACUAAGUUGACUGUGCCUUUAAACAGCUUGGAAAAUUCCAGAAAAUGAUGUCAUGGCUUUAGAAGCUUCUGAUAGGCUAAUUUACAUCAUUUAAGUCAAUUGGAGGUGUACCUGUGGAUGUAUUUCAAGGCCUACCUUCAAACUCAGUGCCCCUUUGCUUGACAUCAUGGGAAAAUCUAAAGAAAUCAGCCAAGACCUCAGAAAGAAAAUUAUAGACCUCCACAAGUCUUGUUCAUCAUUGGGAGCAAUUUCCAAAUGCCUGAAGGUACCACAUUCAUCUGUACAAACAAUAGUAUGCAAGUAUAAACACAAUGGACCACGCAGCCGUCAUACCGCUCAGGAAAAAGGGGGUUGCUUGCAAGCCGAAGAACACCAUCCCAACCGUGAAGCAUGGGGGUGGCAGCAUCAUGCUGUGGGGGUGCUUUGCUGCAGGAGGGACUGGUGCACUUCACAAAACAGAUGGCAUCAUGAGGAAGGAAAAUUAUGUGGAUAUAUUGAAGCAACAUCUCAAGACAUCAGUCAGGAAGUUAAAGCUUGGUCGCAAAUGGGUCUUCCAAAUGGAUAAUGACCCCAAGCAUACUUCCAAAGUUGUGGCAAAAUGGCUUAAGGACAACAAAGUCAAGGUAUUGGAGUGGCCAUCACAAAGCCCUGACCUCAAUCCUAUAGAAAAUGUGUGGGCAGAACUGAAAAAGCGUGUGCGAGCAAGGAGGCCUACAAACCUGACUCAGUUACACCAGCUCUGUCAGGAGGAAUGGGCCAAAAUUAACCCAGCUUAUUGUGGGAAGUUUGUGGAAGGCUACCCAAAAUGUUUGACCCAAGUUAAACAAUUUAAAGGCAAUGCUACCAAAUACUAAUUGAGUGUAUGUAAACUUCUGACCCACUGGGAAUGUGAUGAAAGAAAUACAAGCUGAAAUAAAUCAUUCUCUCUACUAUUAUUCUGACAUUUCACAUUCUUAAAAUAAAGUGGUGAUCCUAACUGCCCUAAAACAGGGAAUUUUUACUAGGAUUAAAAACUGAAAAACUGAGUUUAAAUGUAUUUGGCUAAGGUGUAUGUAAACUUCCGACUUCAACUGUACAUACAUACAUAUAUAGCAUUCGGAAAGUAUUCAGACCCCUUGACUUUUUCCACAUUUUGUUACGUUACAGCCUUGUUCUAAAAUGGAUUAAAUUGUUUUUUUUCCCUCAUCAAUCUACACACAAUACCCCAUAAUGACAGGUUGUAAGAAUUGUUUUGCACAAAACAAAAGUAUUCAGACCCUUUACUCAGUACUUUGUUGAAGCACCUUUGGCAGUGAUUACAGCCUCGAGUCUUCUUGGGUAUAACGCUAUAAGCUUGGCACACCUGUAUUUGGGGAGUUUCUCCCAUUCUUCUCUGCAGAUCCUCUCAAGCUCUGUCAGGUUGGAUGGGGAGCGUCGCUGUAGAGCAAUUUAUAGGUCUCUCCAGAGAUGUUCGACCGGGUUCAAGUCCGGGCUCUGGCUGGGACACUCAAGGACAUUCAGAAACUUGUCCAGAAGCCACUCCUGGGUUGUCUUGGCUUUGUACUUAGGGUCCUUGUCCUGUUGGAAGGUGAACAUUCGCCCCAGUCUGAGGUCCUGAGUGCUCUGUAGCAGGUUUUCAUCAAGGAUCUCUCUGUGCUUUGCUCCGUUCAUCUUUCCCUCGAUCCUGACUAGUCUCCCAGUCCCGCUGAAAAAUAUCCCCAGAGCAUGAUGCUGCCACCACCAUGCUUCACCGUAGGGAUGGUGCCAGGUUUCCUCCAGACAUGACGCUUGGCAUUCAGGCCAAACAGUUCAAUCUUGGUUUCAUCAGACCAGAGAAUCUUGUUUCUCAUGGUCUGAGAGUCUUUAGGUGCCUUUUGGCAAACUCCAAGCGGGCUGUCAUGUGCCUUUUACUGAGGAGUGGCUUCCGUCUGGCCACUCUACCAUAAUGGCCUGAUUGGUGGUGUGCUGCAGAGAUGGUUGGCCUUCUGGAAGGUUCUCCCAUCUCCACAAUCGGGUUCUUGGUCACCUCCCUGACCAAGGCCCUUCUCCCCCGAUUGUUCAGUUUGGGUCUUGGUGGUUCCAAACUUCUUCCAUUUAAGAAUGAUGGCCAUUAUGUUCUUGUGGACCUUCAAUGCUGCAGACAUUUUUUGGUACUCUUCACCAGAUCUGUGCCUCGACACAAUCCUGUCUCGGAGCUCUACGGACGAUUCCUUCAAUCUCAUGGGUUGGUUUUUGCUCUGACAUGCACUGUCAACUGUGGGACCUUAUAUAGACAGGUGUGUGCCUUUCCAAAUAAUGUCCAAUCAAUUGAAUUUACCCCAGGUGGACUCCAAUCAAGUUGUAGAAACAUCUCAAUGAUGAUCAAUGGAAACAGGAUGCAACUGAGCUCAAUUUCGAGUCUCAUAGCAAAGGGUCUGAAUACUUAUGUAAAUAAGGUAUUUCAGUUUUGUAUUUUUUAUAAAUUUGCAAACAUUUCUAAAAACCUGUUUUCACUUUGUCAUUAUGGGGUAUUGUGUGUAGAUUGAUGAGAAAAAAAUAUAUAAAAAUAAAUAAUAUGAAAUAAAUUUUAGAAUUUUAGAAUAAGGCUGUAACAUAACAAUAUGUGGAAAAAGUCAAGCUACUUUCCGAAUGCACUGUACAUACAUACAUACAUAUAAUGAACAAAAAUAGAAACGCAACAUGCAACAAUUUCAAAGAUCUUACAGAGUUUCAGUUCAUAUGAGGAAAUAAGUCAAUUGAAAUAAAUCCAUUAGGCCCUAAUCUAUGCAUUUCACAUAACUGGGAAUACAGAUAUGCAUCUGUUGGUCACGAAUACUUUUUAAAAAAUGGGCCUCACGAUGGGCCUUAGGAUUUCGUCAUGGUAUUUUUGUGCAUUCAAAUUGCCAUCGAUAAAAUGCAAUUGUGUUCGUUGUCCAUAGUUUAUGCCUGCCCAUACCAUAACUCCACCGCCACCAUGGUGCACUCUGUUCACAACGUUGACAUCAGCAAACCACUCGCCCACACGACGCCAUACACAUGGUCUAAGGUUGUGAGGCCGGUUGGACGUACUGCAAGAAUUCUCUAAAACAACGUUUGAGGUGGAUAAUGGUAGAGAAAUUAACAUUACAUUUUCUGGCAACAGCUCUGGUGGACAUUCCUGCAGUCAGUAUUUCAAUUGCACGCUCCCUCAAAACUUGAGACAUUUGUGGCGUUGUGUUGUGUGACAUAACUGCACAUUUUAAAGUGGCCUUUUAUUGUCCCCAGCACAAGGUGCACCUGUGUAAUGAUCAUGAUGUUUAAUCAGCUUCUUGAUAUGCCACACCUGUCAUGUGGAUGGAUUAUCUUGGCAAAGGAGAAAUGCUCACUAACAGGGAUGUAAACAAAGUUGUGCACAUCAUUUGAGAGAAAUAAGCUUUUUAUGCGCAUGGAACAUUUCUGGGAUCAUUUAUUUCAGCUCAUUAAACAUAGGACCAACACUUUACAAGUUGCAUAUAUAUUUUUGUACAGUAUACAUACAUUAGAUUUUACUACGGUAUACAUUAUAUUAUAUGUAGUGUUUUCAAUAAUACCAUUCCCGAUCAUGAGCUCUUUAAUUCCACCCCUCAGCUACUCUCAGCCCAUCCCACCUAUCACCGUAGACCACCCUCGUUUGGUUUCCAUGUGCCAUAUAUUUUAACUGUGCUGUAAUGUUUUACAUUAAUUUUGAACCUUUCUAAUCGCAUAGUAUCCACAGAUUGUGAGUUAAGAUGAAAACCUUUCCUAGGAAUAUUAUUAUAUUGUUGAUUGAUUGUCUAUGGCUUUCAAAAUAAUUAGUAGGACAAGCUUUUGUCAUCAUUGUGAUGUUGCCAGAUUGACUUUAGAUGCAGUACAAUUUUAGCUAGCUAGCUAAAAUUGAGGGAAGAGCACCGGAAUUGUAGCUAGCUAACGUUAGUAUUGCUAGCUAUUUCUGACAAACUUUGCAAGCUCAUGGCAACAUUGCAUUAUCUCUAAAGUAAACUUGACGACGUCAUAAUGAUGCCAAAGUUGUUUUCAUACUAAUUAUUUGCCUACUUUAGCAAUGUCAUCGUAUUUCCAGGCCACUAUUGUGUAAUGUUUACCGAACAGUCAUUAGCCACCGUUCAGAAAGACUGAGCAUUAACCAUCAGUCGUACAUCAAUAAACUGCAGCAUCUGUAGAACGUUGAUAACAAUGGCAGCGACUCGACCGAGUGACGGGAGUGCAACCCAUGAAUAGCUAGGUUUGUAAAAUACAACAUCUACAAAAAAAAGUAUGUUUACUUAUACAUUAUUAAUUUACUAAAAUGAUAUGACACAUUUAAAUAAUAAUAAAAUGUGGAGAUGAUGAAUAUUUCUCAAUUAAAAAUGUUUUAUCUUCAGAAUGGGAUCAAGGUUAUACCGCGCAAGGAUUUGCGUACUUAUGCUAUGGGAAGAAAACACUAUUUCCAAAUCCUGAAGUGUGAAGUCAGUGAUUCUGGCACAUACACAUGUGACGCUGGAGACUCCAGUACAUCCUGCAAUAUAGAGGUCUACGGUACUGUCUGCCGCCUUAAUAAUCUCCCAUAUGAACAAUAUUUUGAUGACUAACUAAAUGUAUAAUAUCACCUGCUAGUCAUUCAUUGCCUCACCUCUAGGUUUGAUUAGAUAGGUUUUGUAGAUUUGAUUAGAUAUACUGUACUUUAUGGUAACACUUCAGUGUUAAAGUAUGACAACACUUUACAGUGUUAGGGCUCUAUUUUCUGCUGGUGUUAAGGCGGCGCUAGUGUCAAACGCAUGUUAGUUUUACAAUUUCGUCAUGUAAAAUCUGUCACACUGGCAUUUUCCAGCCCUAACACCAGGUUCGGCAAUUUACCUGUCUUAUAUCAGCUCGGUUGCGCUCAGAUAGGCGGGGUGGACAUAUUUGAGGUGUGUCCUUAAAAACAUGAUCCAAAGUGCUAAUUUCAGGCAGCACUGAUAGGGAUAUUUAUGACCAACCAAAAGCUGGUUUUAGCGGUAACGCAGUUGGUUAUGGAAUGAAUUUUGAUAGCGGAAACACAGCCUAUCCAGCCGUGACACACACUGCCUAUAUGCGCAUGGAACAAGAGUACCCUAAUGUGCUUUUGGUGCCUGUAUACUUUGUAUUUAGAAACAUACAAAUAAAAAUAAAAAAAUAUUUUUUUUUUGUUUAAAACCAAGAAUAGCCUCCCCUCAAGGAAGGUUUUUUUUUUUUUGUCUGCCCAAUGCAAUCGCGAAUUAGUCAAGACUGUCGAUAAAGACUUUGGCUCCUAAAACCACUUGGGAAUACAUUACAUUAAACUCAUUUAGCAGACGCUCUUAUCCAGAGUGAUUUACAGUUAGCGCAUACAUUAUUAUUAUUACAAUACAACAUUCAAAACAUGAAAACAUAACUAUAUAAAACCAUUAAAUACAGUUGGAUUGUACAGUAAUUACAACUCUCAAACUGUUUCCGUCUAACAGCAAAACAACAAGAAAGUUGGAUUAACACAUUUAGAUUGUACAUACUGCACUUUGCCUUUGCAUUACCCAUUAAGUUGUUUAAGGUCAUAUAAAGGCAGGGUGCAGUAUCUGCAUUUAAGGGGUCAUAGGUCAAAUCAGUGGUCAUUGUUGAUAUGUAUAAAAAUUACUUGAUAAUAAGAUGAUACAUCAGUGCAUUAUCACUUAUCUACCUAUAACAUAUCUGGCUGGCUAGUAAAACUACUUGAAAGCCAUUUUCUCCGUUUCACCGUUGGCAUAGUUACUGAGUUUUGCCUUUGUAGGGCAGUAUUGUUACAUGGGAUCUUUUUACAUUUUAAUAAUAUAUUUUUUAAAUGCCCUUUUCCAACUAUUUUCUUGUUUUGAAAGGGUGAUACAAACACCAAUAAGAAAGACAUAUAGCAUCAACCUACUAAAAUCCUCAAAUGACGUGUUGACGUGAGAGCUUAUGUCUUUACCUCCCUCGGCAGAACGGGAGCUUGUGGUCCUGCAAGGCCUGGAGGACCUGGACAUACAGGAGGACCAGAAUGCUGUGUUUGUGGUUGAGAUCUCCCUGGAGGAUGUGCCUGGAGAGUGGUUAAAAAAUGGAGUGAGAAUUACACCAACCAGCACCAUCAAGAUCCGUCAGGAAGGUCAUCCUUACAAUCGUUAUCAUCUCUUAUGACAAGUUUUAAUACUUUUGGGGUUUACACUUUAUAAUAACUUUAAUAUAUAAAGCCUUUCUUACAAAUUAUGAUAUACACUACCAGUCAAAAGUUUGGACACACUUACUCAUUCAAGGGUUUUUCUUUAUUUUUACUAUUUUUUACAUUGUAGAAUAAUAGUGAAGAUAUCAAAACUAUGAAAUAACACAUAUAAAAUCAAGUGUUAAACAAAUCAAAAUACACUACCGUUCAAAAAUUUAGGGUCACUUAGAAAUAUCCUUGUUUUCGAAAGAAAAGCAAAUGUUUUGCCCAAUAAAAUAACAUCAAAUUGAUCAGAAAUACAGUGUAGACAAUGUUAAUGGCUAUUGUAGCUGGAAACGGCAGAUUUUUUAUGGAAAAUCUACAUAGGUGUACAGAGGCCCAUUAUCAGCAACCAUCAGUCCUGUGUUCCAAUGCUACGUUGUGUUUGCUAAUCCAAGUUUAUCAUUUUAAAAGGCUAAUUGAUCAUUAGAAAACCAUUUUGCAAUUAUGUUAGCACAGCUGAAAACUGUUGUGCUGAUUAAAGAAGCAAUAAAUUGUCCUUCUUAAGACUAGUUGAGUAUCUGGAGCAUCAGCAAUUGUGGGGUCGAUUACAGGAUCAAAUUGGCCAGAAACAAAUCACUUUCUUCUAAAACUCUAUUCAGUCUAUUCUUGUUCUGAGAAAUGAAGGUUAUUCCAUGCCAGAAAUUGCCAAGAAACGGAAGAUCUCGUACAACGCUGUGUACUACUCCCUUCACAGAACAGCGCAAACUGGCUCUAACCAGAAUAGAAAGAGGAGUGGGAGGCCCCGGUGCACAACUGAUUAAGAGGACAAAUACAUUCGAGUGUCUAGUUUGAGAAACAGGUGCCUCACAGGUCCUCAACUGGCAGCUUCAUUAAAUAGUACCCGCAAAACACCAGUCUCAACGUCAACAGUGAAGAGGCGACUCCGGGAUGCUGACCUUUUAGGCAGAGUUGCAAAGAAAAGGCCAAAUCUCAGACUGCCCAUCUUAAUCUUUUCUUUUUAUUGGCCAGUCUGAGAUAUGGCUUGUGUGAGGUAUGCUAACAUAAUUGCAAAAGGGUUUUCUAAUGAUCAAUCAGCCUUUUAAAAUGAUAAACUUGGAUUAACAAACACAACGUGCCAUUGGAACGCAGGACUGAUGGUUGCUGAUAAUGGGCCUCUGUACGCUUAUGUAGAUAUUCCAUUAAAAAGCAGCAGUUUCCAGCUACAAUAGCCAUUUACAACAUUAACAAUGUCUACACUGUAUUUCUGAUCAAUUUGAUGUUAUUUUAAUGGACAAAAAAAUUGCUUUUCUUUCGAAAACAAGGACAUUUCUAAGUGACCCAAAACUUGUGAACGGUAGUGUAUAUUUUAUUUUUGAGAUUCUUCAAAUAGCCACCCUUUGCCUUGAUGACAGCUUUGCACACUCUUGGCAUUCUCUCAACCAGCUUCAUGAGGUAGUCACCUGGAAUGCAUUUCAAUUAACAGGUGUGCCUUCUUAAAAGUUAAUUUGUGUAAUUCCUUUCCUUCUUAAUGCGUUUCAGCCAAUCAGUUGUGUUGUGACAAGGUAGGGGGGGUAUACAGAAGAUAGCCCUAUUUGGUAAAAGUCCAAGUCCAUAUUAUGGCAAGAACAGCUCAAAUAAGCAAAGAGAAAUGACAGUCCAUUACUUUAAGAAAUGAAGGUCAGUCAAUCAGGAACAUUUCAAGAACUUUGAAAGUUUCUUCAAGUGCAGUCGCAAAAACCAUCAAGCGCUAUGAUGAAACUGGCUCUCAUGAGGACCGCCACAGGAAUGGAAGACCCAGAGUUACCUCUGCUGCAGAGGAUCAGUUAAUUAGAGUUACCAGAAGCAGAAAUUGCAUCAUCAAAUAAAUGCUUCACAGAGUUCAAGUCAUGACGAAUGGACGUGGCGAUGAGGGUAUCAAGGUCCAUCUCGUGGUCCCGACAUGCGAGUUCCAUCGUGAUGUCCUCCCGUAAGCCUCUCCUGAAGGCCGGAAGUCGCUGCCACCAUGCGAAAGCUCAGGGCGUACUCGAACGCGGCCUCCUCUCCCUGUUGUAGCCGGAGGAGACGCUCACCCCCGUCGUUUCCCUCCGUGGGAUGAUCGAACACCGCCCUGAACCGAGCGAGGAAUGUGGAGUAGGGGAGCGCCGCGGCCUCACCUCCUUCCCAGACUGCCGUGGACCAAUCCAGCGCCUUUCCCUUUAGUAGUGAAAUCACCAGCGCUAUCCUGGCUUGGUCUGAUGGAGAUGCCCCACGCUGAAGUGCCAGAUACAGUGAGAGCUGAAGCAGGAAGCCUCUACAUUUAGUUGUUUUCCCAUCAUAGCGCUCCGGCAGGGCGAGGGGUCCCUCAGACGUUGGUGAUAGCAUGGGAAGAGGGGGACUGGGUGCACUCGCCGCCUCCUGAGGUGGAACCGGAGCGAUGGUCAGUUUAUGCACCGUUUGGAGCUCUUCCUGCAUGGCGGUGUUCAGCUGGGAAAUAUGCUGCUGGUGCUGGUCGAGGCGCUGGGAAACUCCAGGAGGAUUACCUGCUGCAUCCAUCUUUGUGAUUGGUGUGUGAUUCUGUGAUGAGUACUAAGUAUACGAAGAGGCAGGACUCAGACGCAGGAAUCAACAAUGUAAAGGUUUACUUAACACUGAGCAAGAGAACAACAAAGAGAGAGUACACGACAUGUCACUAACAAUCACACACAACACAACACUGAACAGUCCCGGGCUAUAUAGGGGGGGGUGAUGAGAUGAUGAGGUGCAGGUGCGCUGGAGGUGAUUAGGGUGCGUUGGGUUUCCAUUCUGGUGUUGCCGAGGUGGUGUACUCAGACCGGUGGCUCAGUAGACCGGCUAAUCAGAGCGCCGGAGGGGAGCAACGGGAGGAGACGUGACAACCACAGCAUUCUGCAGCGAUACGCCAUCCCAUCUGGUUUGGGCUUAGUGGACUAUCAUUUGUUUUUCAACAGGACAAUGACCCAACACACCUCCAGGCUAUGUAAGGGCUAUUUUACCAAGAAGGAGAGUGAUGGAGUGCUGCAUCAGAUGACCUGGCCUCCACAAUCCCCCAACCUCAACCCAAUUGAGAUGGUUUGGGAUGAGUCGGACAGCAGAGUGAAGGAAAAGCAGCCAACAAGUGCUAAGCGUAUGUAGGAACUCCUUCAAGACUGUUGGAAAAGCAUUCCAGGUGAAUCUGGUUGAGAGAAUGCCAAGAGUGUGCAAAGCUGUCAUCAAGGCAAAGGGUGGCUAUUUGAAGAAUCUCAAAUAUAAAAUAGAUGUUGAUUUGUUUAAGACUUUUUUGGUUGCUAUAUGAUUCCAUAUGUGUUAUUUCAUAGUUUUGAUGUCUUCACUAUUAUUCUACAAUGUAGAAAAUAGUAAAAACAAAGAAAAACCCUUGAAUGAGUAGGUGUGUCCAAACUCUUCACUGGUACUGUAUGUUAUCCAUGCAUAUGCAUUUUAAUGCUUAUAAAGGUGUUUAUAAAUGUUUACAAAUAAUGAUAUACUAAUGUAUCAAUAGUGUAUGUGCAGUAUUUAUAGUUAGUAAUGAAAGUUAUUAUAAAGUGUUACCUACCUACCUUUGAAAACGUACAUUUUUCUGUCUUGAUCCAGUAAGACAUCUAUAAGACAUCUGACUAGGAUUGAAAUAUUAUAUCAAAGUCUGUGCAUGUUGAUCUGUAGAUAGCGCCAAUACUCUUUAUGAGCCACUAAUUUAUUUAUACAUACAUUAUAGGUAUUUAUAUACACUGCUCAAAAAAAUAUAGGGAACACUAAAAUAACACAUCCUAGAUCUGAAUGAAUGAAAUAAUCUUAUUAAAUACUUUUUUCUUUACAUAGUUGAAUGUGCUGACAACAAAAUCACACAAAAAUUAUCAAUGGAAAUCAAAUUUAUCAACCCAUGGAGGUCUGGAUUUGGAGUCACCCUCAAAAUUAAAGUGGAAAACCACACUACAGGCUGAUCUAACUUUGAUGUAAUGUCCUUAAAACAAGUCAAAAUGAGGCUCAGUAGUGUGUGUGGCCUCCACGUGCCUGUAUGACCUCCCUACAAUGCCUGGGCAUGCUCCUGAUGAGGUGGCGGAUGGUCUCCUGAGGGAUCUCCUCCCAGACCUGGACUAAAGCAUCCGCCAACUCCUGGACAGUCUGUGGUGCAACGUGGCGUUGGUGGAUGGAGCGAGACAUGAUGUCCCAGAUGUGCUCAAUUGGAUUCAGGUCUGGGGAACGGGCGGGCCAGUCCAUAGCAUCAAUGCCUUCCUCUUGCAGGAACUGCUGUCACAGCAUAUGGUCUCACAAGGGGUCUGAGGAUCUCAUCUCGGUACCUAAUGGCAGUCAGGCUACCUCUGGCGAGCACAUGGAGGGCUGUGCGGUCCCCCAAAGAAAUGCCACCCCACACCAUGACUGACCCACCGACAAACCGGUCAUGCUGGAGGAUGUUGCAGGCAGCAGAACGUUGUCCACGGCGUCUCCAGACUCUGUCACGUCUGUCACGUGCUCAGUGUGAACCUGCUUUCAUCUGUGAAGAGCACAGGGCGCCAGUGGCGAAUUUGCAAAUCUUGGUGUUCUCUGGCAAAUGCCAAACGUCCUGCACGGUGUUGGGCUGUAAGCACAACCCCCACCUGUGGACGUCGGGCCCUCAUACCACCCUCAUGGAGUCUGUUUCUGACCGUUUGAGCAGACACAUGCACAUUUGUGGCCUGCUGGAGGUCAUUUUUCAGGGCUCUGGCAGUGCUCCUCCUGCUCCUCCUUGCACAAAGGCGGAGGUAGCAGUCCUGCUGCUGGGUUGUUGCCCUCCUACGGCCUCCUCCACGUCUCCUGAUGUACUGGCCUGUCUCCUGGUAGCGCCUCCAUGCUCUGGACACUACGCUGACAGACACAGCAAACCUUCUUGCCACAGCUCGCAUUGAUGUGCCAUCCUGGAUGAGCUGCACUACCUGAGCCACUUGUGUGGGUUGUAGACUCCGUCUCAUGCUACCACUAGAGUGAAAGCACCGCCAGCAUUCAAAAGUGACCAAAACAUCAGCCAGGAAGCAUAGGAACUGAGAAGUGGUCUGUGGUCACCACCUGCAAAAGUAGUCCUUUAUUGGGGGGUGUCUUGCUAAUUGCCUAUAAUUUUCACCUGUUGUCUAUUCCAUUUGCACAACAGCAUGUGAAAUGUAUUGUCAAUCAGUGUUGCUUCCUAAGUGGACAGUUUGAUUUCACAGAAGUGUGAUUGACUUGGAGUUACAUUGUGUUGUUUAAGUGUUCCCUUUAUUUUUUUGAGCAGUGUAUGUUUGAAUAGUCGAGGAUCAACUAUGAGUGUUUAAAACAAAUGUUAUGAUGCAUUUUACCACCUGUAAUAAGUGCUUAUAACACAUUUUAUAAUGCCCUGUGGGGUGACACUUGGCACCUUAAAGCUAGAAUCCUUAGUUGCCUCAACCAUUUUUUGACUUAUAAAUUCAUGAUAUACCGGUAUACCCAUUGAUUCUUGAAGAAUAUAACUUAUAAAUGCCACAUGAGCUUAGUUCAACUGUCGUACCUCAUAAGAACCCAAGAUAUGAGCUUGUUUUACUCCAAUGUUUAUAAACAACGUAAAUGUAAACAAACAUUGUAUAGCCUCAAAACAUGGUUAAAACUAUACAUUUUAUAUAAUGUAUGGUCAGUCCUUGCAUCCAUAGCUGUCUAUGAAUUUGAGAGUGGUUACAUUUCUCCAGCCCUUAGCUUUUUAGCGAAACAGGGGCGGGGAGGGCACUUUCUUAUUGUUUAAAUUAAGGAUUCUAGCUUUAAGUGCAUGUGUAAUGCUUUAUGAACAUGCGGCUCUUAGAAACAUGACUUUAAAUUCUCAACACACUAAUAUAGCUGGAAAACAAAUUAAGCUUCUAUGGUAACUGAUUUUGCAUGUCUUUUUAGGGACCAAGCAUUUUCUUCUAAUGUGCAAUGUGAGAGGAGAGGACUCCGGAGAGAUCAAGUUUGUCGCGAAACACUUAGAAUGCACAGCCUAUCUGGAGGUGGAGGGUAAUAUGAUUACUUCUUCUGUGUAUUCCCACUCCUUUCAUACUUGUGUGGUUUUGUUGAACGGAUAGGACAGUGAAGAGACAGGAAAGGUAGGAGAAGUGCGAGUCGGAGGGGCAGUGGUUCGAUUUCAAACCCCUGUCACCUCUGGUAGAACUAACUACUCUAGACCAUGCAGGCCUCCUCCUUUCCUGUACACAUGAAAUGUAGUCAAAUCUCCUGACACAAUGUAGGCAGGAAAAUACUGCCUCACAUUUAAAUAUCAGGUAAACUCAUACAGUUGAAGUCUGAAUUCUACAUACACCUUAGCCAAAUACAUUUAAACUCAGUUUUUCACCAUUCCUGACAUUUAAUCCUAGUAAAAAUUCCCUGUCUUAGGUCAGUUAGGAUCACCACUUUAUUUUAAGAAUGUGAAAUGUCAGAAUAAUAGUAUAGAGAAUGAUUUAUUUCAGCUUUUAUUUAUUUCAUCACAUUACCAGUGGGUCAGAAGUUUACUUACACUCAAUUAGUAUUUGGUAGCAUUGCCUUUAACUUGUUUAACUUGGGUCAAACGUUUCGGGUAGCCUUCCACAAGCUUCCCACAAUAAGUUGGGUGAAUUUUGGCCCAUUCCUCCUGACAGAGUUGGUGUAACUGAGUCAGGUUUGUAGGCCUCCUUGCUCGCACACACUUUUUCAGUUCUGCCCACAAAUGUUCUAUAGGAUUGAGGUCAGGGCUUUGUGAUGGCCACUCCAAUACCUUGACUUUGUUGUCCUUAAGCCAUUUUGCCACAACUUUGGAAGUAUGCAUGGGGUCAUUGUCCAUUUGGAAGACCCAUUUGCGACCAAGCUUUAACUUCCUGACUGAUGUCUUGAGAUGUUGCUUCAAUAUCUCCACAUAAUUUUCCUUCCUCUUGAUGCCAUCUAUUUUGUGGAGUGCACCAGUCCCUGCUGCAGCAAAGCACCCCCACAGCAUGAUGCUGCCACCCCCGUGCUUCACGGUUGGGAUGGUGUUCUUUGGCUUGCAAGUCACCCUCUUGUUCCUCCAACCAUAAUGAUGGUCAUUAUGGCCAAACAGUUCUAUUUUUGUUUCAUCAGACCAGAGGACAUUUCUCCAAAAAGUACGAUCUUUGUCCCCAUGUGCAGUUGCAAACCGUAGUCUGGCUUUUUUAUGGCGGUUUUGGAGCAGUGGCUUGUUCCUUGCUUAACGGCCUUUUAGGUUAUGUCGAUAUAGGACUCGUUUUGCUGUGGAUAUAGAUACUUUUGUACCUGUUUCCUCCAGCAUCUUCACAAGGUCCUUUGCUGUUAUUCUGGGAUUGAUUGAGACAGAACGCGUCUCCUUCCUGAGCGGUAUGUUGGCUGCGUGGUCCCAUGGUGUUUAUACUUGCGUACUAUUGUUUGUACUGAUGAACGUGGUACCUUCAGGCAUUUGGAAAUUGCUCCCAAGGCUGAAUCAGACUUGUAGAGGUCUACAAUUUUUUUUCUGAGGCCUUGGCUGGUUUCUUUUGAUUUUCCCAAAGAGGUACUGAGUUUGAAGUUAGGCCUUGAAAUGCAUCCACACGUACACCUUCAAUUGACUCAAAUGAUGUCAAUUAGCCUAUCAGAAGCUUCUAAAGCCAUGACAUCAUUUUCUGGAAUUUCCCAAGCUGUUUAAAGGCACAGUCAACUUAGUGUAUGUAAACUUCUGACCCACUGGAAAUGUAAUACAGUGAAUUAUAAGUGAAAUAAUCUGUCUGUAAACAAUUGUUGGAAAAAUUACUUGUGUCAUGCGCAAAGUAGAAGUCCUAACCGACUUGCUAAAACUAUUUGUGGAGUGGUUGAAAAACGAGUUUUAUUGACUCCAACCUAAGUGUAUGCAAACUUCUGACUUCAACUGUACCUGUAGCUCAGUUGUUAGCGCAUGGGCCUUGCAAUGCUAGGAUAGUUGGAUUGAUUCCAGUGUACACGUAUACAUAAAAUGUAUGCACUCACAACUAAGUUGCUUUGGAUAAAAGUGUUCAAAUUGCAUAUUAUAUACAGUGAGGGAAAAAUGUAUUUGAUCCCCUGCUGAUUUUGUAAGUUUGCCCACUGACAAAGCCAUGAUCAGUCUAUCAUGUUAAUGGUAAGUUUAUUUGAACAGUGAGAGACAGAAUAACAACAAAAAAAUCCAGAAAAAUGCAUGUCAAAAAUGUUAUUAAUUGAUUUGCAUUUUAAUGAGGGAAAUAAGUAUUUGACCCCUCUGCAAAACAUGAUUUAGUACUUGGUGGCAAAACCCUUGUUGGCAAUCACAGAGGUCAGACGUUUCUUGUAGUUGGCCACCAGGUUUGCACACAUCUCAGGAGGGAUUUUGUCCCACUCCUCUUUGCAGAUCUUCUCCAAGUCAUUAAGAUUUUGAGGCUGACGUUUGGCAGCUCGAACCUUCAGCUCCCUCCACAGAUGUUCUAUGGGAUUAAGGUCUGGAGACUGGCUAGGCCUCUCCAGGACCUUAAUGUGCUUCUUCUUGAGCCACUCCUUUGUUGCCUUGGCCGUGUGUUUUGGGUCAUUGUCAUGCUGGAAUACCCAGCCACGACCCAUUUUCAAUGCCCUGGCUAAGGGAAGGAGGUUCUCACCCAAGAUUUGACGGUACAUGGCCCCGUCCAUCGUCCCUUUGAUGCAGUGAAGUUGUCCUGUCCCCUUAGCAGAAACACACCCCCAAAGCAUAAUAUUUCCACCUCCAUGUUUGACGGUGGGGAUGGUGUUCUUGGGGUCAUAGGCAGCAUUCCUCCUCCUCCAAACACGGCGAGUUGAGUUGAUGCCAAAGAGCUCAAUUUUGGUCUCAUCUGACCACAACACUUUCACCCAGUUCUCCUCUGAAUCAUUCAGAUGUUCAUUGGCAAACUUCAGACGGGCCUGUAUGUGUGCUUUCUUGAGCAGGGGGACCUUGUGGGCGCUGCAGGAUUUCAGUCCUUCACGGCGUAGUGUGUUACCAAUUGUUUUCUUGGUGACUAUGGUCCCAGCUGCCUUGAGAUCAUUGACAAGAUCCUCCCGUGUAGUUCUGGGCUGAUUCCUCACCGUUCUCAUGAUCAUUGCAACUCCACGAGGUGAGAACUUACAUGGAGCCCCAGGCCGAGGGAGAUUGACAGUUCUUUUGUGUUUCUUCCAUUUGCGAAUAGUCGCACCAACUGUUGUCACCUUCUCACCAAGCUGCUUGGCGAUGGUCUUGUAGCCCAUUCUAGCCUUGUGUAGGUCUACAAUCUUUUUUCCCUGACAUCCUUGGAGAGCUCUUUGGUCUUGGCCAUGGUGGAGAGUUUGGAAUCUGAUUGAUUGAUUGCUUCCGCGGACAGGUGUCUUUUAUACAGGUAACAAACUGAGAUUAGGAGCACUCCCUUUAAGAGUGUGCUCCUAAUCUCAGCUCGUUACCUGUAUAAAAGACACCUGGGAGCCAGAAAUCUUUCUGAUUGAGAGGGGGUCAAAUACUUAUUUCCCUCAUUAACAUGCAAAUCAAUUUAUAACGUUUUUGACAUGCAUUUUUCUGGAUUUUUUUGUUGUUAUUCUGUCUCUCACUGUUCAAAUAAACCUCCCAUUAAAAUUAUAAACUGAUCAUGUCUUUGUUAGUGGGCAAACGUACAAAAUCAGCAGGGGAUCAAAUACUUUUUUCCCUCACUGUAUAUAUAUAUAUAUAUAUAUACAGUACCAGUCAAAAGUUUGGACACAUCUACUCAUUCCAGGGUUUUUCCUUAUUUUUACUAUUUUUAACAUUGUGGAAUCAUGUAGUAACCAGAAAAGUGUUAAACAAAUAUAUAUAUAUUAUUUUAGAUUCUUCAAAGUAGCCACCCUUUGCCUUCAUGACAGCUUUGCACACUCUUGGCAUUCUCUCAACCAGCUUCAUGAGGUAGUCACCUGGAAUGCAUUUUAAUUAACAGGUGUUCCUUGUUAAUUUGUGGAAUUUCUUUCCUUCUUAGUGCAUUUGAGCCAAUCAGUUGUGUUGUGACAAGGUAGGGGUGGCAUACAGAAGAUAGCCCUAUUUGGUAAAAGACCAAGCCCAUAUUAUGACAAGAACAGCUCAAAUAAGCAAAGAGAAACGACAGUCCAUCAUUACUUUAAGACAUGAAGGUCAGUCAAUCAGGAACAUUUCAAGAACUUUGAAAGUUUCUUAAAGUGCAGUCGCAAAAACCAUCAAGCACUAUGAUGAAACGGGCUCUCAUGAGGACUGCCACAGGAAUGGAAGACCCAGAGUUACCUCUGCUGCAGAGGAUACGUUCAUUAGAGUUAACUGCACCUCAGAUUGCAACCCAAGUAAAUGCUUCACAGAGUUCAAGUAACAGACUCAUCUCAACACCAACUGUUCAGAGGAGACUGCGUGAAUCAGGCCUUCAUGGUCGAAUUGCUGCAAAUAAACCACUACUAAAGGACACCAAUAAUAAGAAGAGACUUGUUUGGGCCAAGAAACACGAGCAAUGGACAUUAUACCGGUGGAAAUCUGUCUUUUGGUCUGAUGAGUCUUUGUGAGACGCAGAGUAGGUGAACGGAUGAUCUCUGCAUGUGUGGUUCCCACCAUGAAGCAUGGAGAAGGAGGUGUUAUGGUGUGGGGGUGCUUUGCUGGUGACACUGUCGGUGAUUUAUUUAGAAUUCAAGGCACACUUCAUCAGCAUGGCUACUACAGAAUUCUGCAGCGAUACGCCAUCCCAUCUGGUUUGCGCUUAGUGGGACUAUCAUUUGUUUUUCAACAGGACAAUUACCCAACACACAGCUCCAGGCUGUUUAAGGGCUAUUUGACCAAUGAGAGUGAUGGAGUGCUGCAUCAGAUGACUUGGCCUCCACAAUCACCCGACCUCAACCCAAUUGAGAUGGUUUGGGAUGAGUUGGACCACAGAGGGAAGGAAAAGCAGCCAACAAGUGCUCAGCAUAUGUGGGAAAGCAUUCCUCAUGAAGCUGGUUGAGAGAAUGCAAAGAGUGUGCAAAGCUGUCAUCAAGUCAAAGGGUGGCUACUUUGAAGAAUAAAAAAUAAAAAAUAUAUUUUGAAUUGUUUAACACUUUCUUGGUUACUACAUGAUUCCAUAUGUGUUAUUUCAUAGUUUUGAUGUCUUCAGUAUUAUUACACAAUGUAGAAAAUAGUACAAAUAAAGAAAAACCCUUGAAUGAGUAGGUGUGACCUAACUUUUGACUGGUACUGUAUAUAUAUAGUGCGCUCAGAAAGUAUUUAGACCCCUUCACUUUUUUCACAUUUUGUUACGUACAGCCCUGUUCUAAAAAUGGUUACAUUGUUUUUCCCCCUCAUAAAUCUACACACAACACCCCAUAAUGACAAAGCAAAAACAGGUUUUCAGAAAUUUUUGAAAAUGUAUUAAAAAUAACAAACUGAAAUAUCACAUUCACAUAAGGAUUCAGACCCUUUGUUGAAGCACCUUUGGCAGUGAUUACAGCAUCGAGUCUUCUUGGGAAUGACACUACAAGCCUGGCACACCUGUAUUUGGGGUGUUUCUCCUAUUAUUCUCUGCAGAUCCUCUCAAGCUCUGUCAGGUUGGAUGGGGAGCAUCGCUGCACAUCUAUUUUCAGGUCUCUCCAAAGAUAUUAGAUCGGGUUCAAGUCCGGGCUCUGGCUGGGCCACUCAAGGACAUUCAGAGACUUGUCCUGAAGCCCCUCCUGCAUUGUCUUGGCUGUGUGCUUAGUUGAACCUUCAUCCCAGUCUGAGGUCCUGAGCGCUCUGGAGCAGGUUUUCAUCAAGGAUCUCUCCGUUCAUCUUUCCCUCGUUCUUGACAAGUCUCCCAGUCCCUGCCCUGAAAAACAUCCCCACAGUAUGUUGCUGCCACCACCAUGCUUCACCGUAGGAAUGGUGCCAGGUUUCCUCCAGAUGUGACACUUGGCAUUCAGGCCAAACAGUUCAAUUUUUGGUUUCAUCAGACCAGAGAAUCUUAUUUUGUCAUGGUCUGAGAGUCCUUUAGGUGCCUUUUGGCAAACUCCAAGCGGGCUGUCAUGUGCCUUUUACUGAGGAGUUGCUUCCCUCUGGCCACGUUACCAUAAAGGCCUGAUUGGUGGAGUACUGCAGCGAUGGUGUCCUUCUGAAAGGUUCUCCCAUCUCCACAGAGGAAUUCUGGAGCUCUGUCAGAGUGACCAUUGGGUUCUUGGUCACCUCCCUAACCAAGGCCCUUCUUCCCCGAUUGCUCAGUUUGGCUGGGCGGAAGGUCCCUAACUUCUUCCAUUUAAGAAUGAUGGAGGCCACUGUGUUCUUGGGGACCUUCAAUGCUGCAGAACUGUGUUGGUACCCUUCCCCAAAUCUGUGCCUUGACAAAAUCCUGUCUCAGAGCUCUACGGACAAAUCCUCCGACCUCAUGGCUUGUUUUUUUCUCUGACAUGCACUGUCAAAUGUAGACCUUAUAUAGACAGGUUUGUGCCUUUCAAAUCAUUACCAAUCAAUUGAAUUUACAACAGGUAGAAUCCAAUCAAGUUGUAGGAACAUCUCAAGGAUGAUUAAUGGAAACAGGAUGCAUCUGAGCUCAAUUUCAAGUGUCAUAGCAAAGGGUCUGAAUACUUAUGUAAAUAAGGUAUUUCAGUUUUUUUUUAAUACAUUUCCAACAUUUCUAAAAACCUGUUUUUGCUUCGUCUUUAUGGGGUACUGUAUGUAGAUUGAUGAGGGAAAAAAGUAAUUUAAUCAAUUUUAGAAUAAGGCUGUAACGUAUGAAAAUGUGGAAAAAGGGAAGGGGUCUGGCUACUUUCCGAAUGCACUGUGUAUAUAUAUUAUUGUAGUAACAAAAUAAUGUGUUUGGGGCAAAUUAGUUAUGGGGGCGGAUAUGGAAAGUCCAUGUAAAUAUCAGAUGCUUUUUUCCCAAUAGGAUAUAGGUAAAUAUAGAAUUAUUGAUUUUGGUGCCUGUCAUUUGUCCAAAUGAAUUAUUGUCAGGUUUCAGAACACACCUCGCGACACAUUCGGAAACAAAACAAUUUGUAUUUUAUUCUUGCAGAGCUUCCGUUGAACAUAACGAACCCUCUCCAGGACAAGGUAGCCCUUGAGAGGAGUCGUGCGAUCAUGGACUGCUCAGUUUCCAACCCUCGGUGUAGUAUCCGCUGGUACAAGGGCAGCAAUGUCAUCCUGCCCUCAGAGCACUUUGAGAUCUGCAGUGAGGGCUGCUAUCGCAAGCUGGUCAUUCAACAGGUGGCACUGGACGAUGAGGGAACCUACAGUGUGCAGGUUGGAGAGCACACAUGCUCUGCGAAACUGACCGUAGAAGGUAAGAAAAUCUAUUAAAGUGACAGUUCACCCCACAAUCAAAGUUUGUCAGAUGUUUGACAUGAAAAUUUGCCUUUUGUCAAAAUGACGCCAUGUCCCACUCCAUUUAUUGUGUUGAUACAGCCACAGUAUUUGCCUGAAUUUCAAAUGAAUAGAAACAGUAGGCACUAAAUAUUUUCUCAAUUUUAUUCAGUAACAUAACAAGAUCAGUAAUAUAAGGUAAGUUUUGCAUCCCCCUGAUGGUUAGGAUUUGGGGAGAGUAGGAUAAUCUUAGAUCUGUCUAAGGGAAACUUCUACGAGGAGCGUAGAAGGAUGAGUGUCCUGAAUAUAACAGCUCCAUCUACUGGGAACAUGGCAGGAAGACAUUCCUAUUCAUUACACACUGCAGACUACAGCUCACUCAGUUCAGUAUUUGAUAGGAUCAUAGGUCAACUCUAGUACUGUGGAAUUAUAAUGCAGUUACUAAAGUACUAACUAACAACAUUGUAUCAACAUGUUGUUACUAGUGUACUUACAGUGUAACUCAGGUGUGAAAGUAAAGUGUUAUAAAUCCAAUUUAAGCAUUGUUCCAUGCACCUUAUCUGCAAUUAACACGUGCAGGUGAGUAAUUUCAUUCUUAUUUAAUUCAUCAUAGAGUGAUUAGAGUGUAUAGUGUAAUAAUGUUUAAGGGUAUAUUUAGCAAGGUGACAUCAUCAAACACAACGGGGUAACCUCAUAAAACAUGGACAACAACCUCAACAGACUUCAAAACAGCCAUUAUUGGGGAGGGUGCUAAUUGUGAAAGGCCAACAAUGGCAGUCGUAGUAGAUCUGAAUUUUGGUGACAUUGUGGUCUGAUGUUGUUUUGUCAUUAAUGAUGAUGUCAUCUUGUUGAGUGUACCUUUAAGUGUUCCCCUAUUCUUCCCUCAAUUUAUUUAUCUUUCUCUGUGCAACACAGCCCAGUCUCUCCUGAUGGUGAGGGAACUGAAGAGCGUGGAGGUGGUGGCCCCGGAUGAGGCCUGCUUCGAGUGUGAGGUCUCGGUCCCCGUCCUCAAAGCCCCCGUGUGGAGCCUAAAGGGGGAGGCCCUGCAGCAGGGGCCCAAGUUCAGCCUAGAGAAGAUGGGCAAUGUCCACCGACUCACCAUCCGACAAACCUCUGUCGACAUGAACGGCUUGGUGGAGUUCACGUUGGGAAAAGCCAAGAGCAGCGCCGAGCUCCACGUCAAGAGUAGGCGAACCCUUUUCCUUUUACAUGUGAUUUGGCAUAACAGCUGCACAUGGCGAGAGAAGUGUGACAUACUGUAAGCUAUGUUUGGUGUUUAUGUGCAGUUCUCUCCAUGGGCAUUGACAUCUAGGUCAGACGAGACAGAAUGUAUAUCCUAGUAGACUUCUACGGCUAUAUUUACAGGCUGACAGUAGUAAAAUACUUUUCGUUUUAUAACAUGGUCUAUAAUUGAAUAAGUAUUAUGUUCAUUCAUCACAUUAAUGCAGUCAAAGUGUGCCGUGAGCGUAAUAGAUAUUACAUAACGAACCCCUUCACACCUUGCAUUGAAAAUAUUUUAUUUAAGCUAAUUUCUCCUAACGUAUCACUUGGGCCAUUAUGCAAUAGGGCUUAAUGUCUGUAAUAAAGCCCUAUUGUGUGGGAAAACUUUUUCUGAUUGGCUGGGCCUGAUGCCCCCGUGGCUGUGCCCCUGCCCAGUCAUGUGAUAUCCAUAAAUUAGGGCUAAAUUAAUUUAUUUCAAUUGACUGAUUUCCUUCCAUGAACUGUAACUUAGUAAAAUCUUUGAAAUUUGUGCAUGUUGCGUUUAUAUUUUUGUUCAGUAUAAAUGAGCUCCCAAUGCAUUUCAAUGGCAAAAAAAAAGGCCCAUAGACUUGAAUGGUAAAAAAAAAAAAUACAUUCUAGACCUAUCUAGAAACGUUUAAGCUAUUAACUCCAAACCAACGUUGAGAUAUUGAGACUGACCCAACUUGUAUCAAUUGGAUUCAGAAUUUUGAUAACAUUUAUACUUUUUGAACUAUAACCAUUUUAAAUGUUAAUAAAAGCUCCAUAUGCUUGAAUAGAACGUUUUUGAAUUUGCCACUGCUCUUACACCGUUCAUGCUAUUAACACGAAACCAACGUUGAUAUGUUCAGACUGACCCAACUUAGAUUGUUUUUGUUUUUUACAGAUUUUUGAUACCAUUUAUACUUUUAAAACUAUAACCAUUUAAAAUGUGCAUAAAUUAACAUGAGUUUAAAUGAGAACAAUAGGAUUGCAGAGGUAGCAAUUAAAAAUGGUCCUGCUCCUUGGCCAAUUAAGCUACAAGACCAACUUUAAAACAUCACAUAUCCUAAAUUCAUUUUUUUAUUUGACUUUAUCAACUAUAACUAUAUACAUUUUUUUUAUUGCAUAAAAUAACUCACCAACAGUAACUCCUGAACCGUUUAAGCUAAAGACACCAAACAAACUUUCACAUGUUCAGGCUAUCCUAACUUAAAAUUCCUUAAAACUUGUAUCAACUAUAACUAUAUAAAUUUGCAUAAAUUAGCAUAAAAUAACCCACUAACAGUAACUCUUGAACCAAUUAAGCUAGAGACAACAAACCACUUUUCACAUUUUCAUGCUAUCCUAUCCUAUCAAUCAAUCGAUCUUUCACAAGCUAGCAAGCACACCACAUUUUCCUCAGGAAAUGUACUUGUCAUGUUGUUUCAAUGUAUCAACACUAUGGAGUGCCAACAUAAAUGUAGUUUACAUUUCAAAUAAUGAAAUACAAAUGAUUUUGGAAUGUAUGAAUUAAGACAGACAUUCUUGUCUUAUUGUGGAAACCUGUUUACCAUUUUGCAUGAAUAGAACAUACUGUAUAUAUAGGAUUGAUAGUCCUGAGUAUUUGUGUAUUUAUUUUCUACUCUUCAACAGGUGAUCCUUGACAGACGCAGUAGCGUCUUGAUGCAGUAUCAACAUCAGAAUGAGAUGGAUCAAUAUCUUAUCCACCAAUUUAUUUGUGUUCAUAUUUGUAAUGUGAAAUUCGAAUGUAUGGAUUAGAAUUUAAAUAUAUUUUCCUGUCUUUAAAAAGGGGGUGAAUAGUUUGUGUCAACGCUUUUAACAAUAAGUUAUUAAAAUAUUUUGUAUAAUUAUUUCCCAAUGCAGAUACCCCUUCUCACUUGAAACAAUGUCUUGAAACAAUGUCCUCUUCAGAGGCUCUAGGUGAAUUCAAUUAUCAACCAACAUAAGUACAGAAAUGACUAAAUUGUCUCUCUGAAUACGAGCAUGUGCUUAAUCCAUAUCAUGUAAUAUAAACAUUUUAUGUAAUAUAAAAAUGUGUUCUAAAGUCAGCCAUAAAAUACAGUUGGUGAAUGCAAUUGAUUACAGGCGUGGCACCGAAUCCUAACUUGAGAUCCAUGUUUGAGUGGACUCUGCUUGCAAUUUUUUUUUUUUUUUUUUUUUUUUUUUCCCAUAGGUAUGAAUGCAUGCUUUAUGCAAAAGUCUGUGUUGCGCACUGACAUCCUAUGUCAGAAUUUGGGCCAUAAUGGUUACUUAUAGCUACUAUUGAGACACUGUAUGUUGUUUAGAAGUGACGAAUCCUAACUUGAGCUACCAGCUUUUUCACAUAAAUCUCCCAUUGACAUCAACGAAUUUAUCCAGAACUUUGAGAUACAAACUUUUCUCAAGUUAGGAUUCAGUCCUAAGUUAAAAAAGGUUCUUAAAAGGUUCCAUUAGUUCUAUUAUAAUUUACUUUAAGUGUCCAUUUAGUCAGUCAGUCAAAUUUCUAAUUGCAUCAUUUCAUUUGUAUUUUUCAACACGUGUCCAUUGUAUAGACAUCGUUUUUUACAUUUUGAAGUUGUUUUUUGGAGGCAGAUAUUCAAGCUACUUUGAAGAAUGGGUUCUGUCAAGUAACAUGGGGCUUGUAAUAUAAAUACAUUGGGCCAAAAUUGGUUAAUUUAGAAAGGUAGUUUAUAUUGAUCAUUUUAUUAGAUUAUAUUCAAGUUUAAAUGCAGAGUUGACUGAGUAAUAUAAUUAUAUUGUAUUGAAUAAUUAAUGAAUAUGGUUUUCAUAUGAAGUGAAGUCAGUUCCAUAUUCCUUUUUCUUUUUAAUUUAAUUUGUUUCCAACACCCCCUACAUUGUAUUGAAUUGCUCCAUUAGUGUAUGCAUCAUUCAUUGUAUUAGGAUAUGACCUCUUUCAAUAAAUCAUGCUUUAUUGUGGUACAAAUCGUUUUCUAGUUCUUUCUAUUCUUAAAUUUGAUUAGCAGCUAUAACUCAUUCAAGCACUUGAUUUAGCCCAAGUUUCUUUACUUGGAUGUCAACACUCUUGUUGCAUGCUGUGAAAAAAACCCAGCAAAUUAUUAUAGUAAUUGAAAGAUCUUUUGUAUUGAAAGAUGUAUAUCUUGUCAAAUGAAUGCUGCAUUUUACUUCUAAGGUAACGCAGACUCACAUGCACAGACACAUAGUCACACGCAAGCAAGCACGGCAGGAAGUGUCAUGAAGUAAAUGAGGAUCUUUACAAGGCAUGUAAUACAAGGAGCUAUUACAAGGCUCCCCACUCAUCUGACUGUACAGGUUAAAUGACCACUACAUUAGACUUGCAAUAUGAUAUCGCAUAUCAAAAAGGUCAAGUACAAGCACUUGUUAAAAUCAAAUGUCACAUAUACAUCUCCAGCAUAUGGAUUACAAACCAUUUCCCCACCUGGACACCGUACUAGAAUUAUUCCAAGCUAGCACAUUUUAUUUUGCCCAUAUCGGUUAAUCUACAACAUAAAACAUGACAUCUUUAAUAUACUUAAAAUUAAUAAUCAAAACAACUGCCUAAAUAUUGAAAGCUGUACAAAUGUUAUCUCACCACAUCCAUAUUGGCACUUGUAGUUCUGACCAUCAGAUAUUAGGGCUGAAAGACCCAUCAGUCUGUCGUCAUUCUGUCCAGCUACAAGGCAUCUGCUUAUUGGAGACCACUCUCCAGUCAUACAGGUAGUCUGUUGCCUAUCUGUAUUCAGGGAUGUGUAUUCUGGGAUGUGGAACUCUGAACGUUGCAGAUAGAAAUAAAAUGAAUAGAGCUGACAAUGUACAGUGCAAUCGGAAAGUAUUCAGACCCCUUGACUUUUUCCACAUUUUGUUAUGUUACAGCCUUAUUCUAAAAUUGAUUUUAGAAUAAUGACAAAGCAAAAACAGGUUUUUAGAAAUGUUUUCAAAUGUAUAAAAAAAAAAACUGAAAUAGCACAUUUACAUAAGUAUUCAGACCCUUUAUUCAGUACUUGGUUGAAGCACCUUUGGCAGCAAUUACAGCUUCGAGUAUUCUUGUGUAUGACGCUACAAGCUUGGCACACCUGUAUUUGGGGAGUUUCUCCCAUUCUUCUCUGCAGAUCCUCUCAAGGUCUGUCAGGUUGGAUUGGGAGCGUCUCUGCACAGCUAUUUUCAGGUCUCUCCAGAGAUGUUUGAUCGGGUUUUUUUUACAUUUACAUUUUUAGUCAUUUAGCAGACGCUCUUAUCCAGAGCGACUUACAGUUAGUGAAUACAUAUUUUUUAACAUAUACUGGCCCCCGUGGGAAUCGAACCCACAACCCUGGCGUUGCAAACGCCAUGCUCUAUCAACUGAGCUACAUCCCUGCCGGCCAUUCCCUCCCCUACCCUGGACGACGCUGGGCCAAUUGUGCGCCGCCCAUGAGUCUCCCGGUCGCGGCCGGCUGCGACAGAGCCUGGAUUCGAACCAGGAUCUCUAGUGGCACAGUUAGCACUGCGAUGCAGUGCCUUAGACCACUGCGCCACUCAGGAGUAUUGAGGGUUCAAGUCCGGGCUCUGGCUGGGCCACUCAACACUCCUGUGUUGUCUUGGCUUUGUGCUUAGGGUCGUUGUCCUGUUGGAGGUCUGAGGUCCUGAGCGCUCUGUAUCAGGUUUUCAUCAAGGAUCUCUCUGUACUUUGCUCCGUUCAUCUUUGCCUCGAUCCUGACUAGUCUCCCAGUCCCUGCAGCUGAAAAACAUCCCCACAGCAUGAUGCUGCCACCACCAUGCUUCACCGUAGGGAUGGUGCCAGGUUUCCUCCAGACAUGACGCUUUGGCAUUCAGGCCAAAGAGUUCAAUCUUGGUUUCAUCAGACCAGAGAAUUUUGUUUCUCAUGAUCUGAGAGUCCUUUAGGUGCCUUUUGGCAAACUCCAAGCGGGCUGUCAUGUGCCUUUUACUGAGGAGUGGCUUCCGUCAUGCAGCCUUAUUGGUGGAGUGCUGCAGAGAUGGUUGUUCUUCUGGAAAGUUCUCCCAUCUCCACAGAGGAACUCUAGAGCUCUGUCAGAGCGACCAUCAGGUUCUUGGUCACCUCCCUAACCAAGGCCCUUCUCCCCCGAUUGCUCAGUUUGGCCGGACGGAAGGUUCCAAAUUUCUUCCUUUUAAGAAUGACGGAGGCCACUGUGUUCUUGGGGACGUUCAAUGCUACAGAAAUGUUUUGGUACCCUUCCCCAAAUCUGUGCUUUGACACAAUCCUGUCUCGGAGCUCUUUAUAUAAUUCCUUUGACCUCAUGGCUUGGUUUUUGCUCUGACAUUCACUGUCAAAUGUGGAACUUAUAUAGACAGGUGUGUGCCUUUCAAAUCAUGUCCAAUCAAUUGAAUUUACCACAGGUGGACUCCAAUCAAGUUAUAGGAACAUCUCAAGGAUGAUUAAUGGAAACAGGAUGCAUCUGAGCUCAAUUUCAAGUCUCAUAGCAAAGGGUCGGAAUACUUAUGUAAAUAAGGUAUUUUUAUUUUUAAUUUUUAAUACAGUUGCAAAAAUGUCUAAUACCUGUUUUCGCUUUGUCAUAAUGGGGUAUUGUAUGUAGAUUGAUGAGGGAAAAAAGUAAUUUAAUCCAUUUAGAAUAAGGAUGUAACGUAACAAAAUGUUGAAAAAGGAAAGGGGUCUGAAUACUUUCCAAAUGCACAGUGUAUAUAUAUUAUUAUAGUAACAAAAUAAUGUUUUGGGGCAAAUUAGUUAUGGGUGCGGAUAUGGAAGGUCUAUGUAAAUACCAGAUGCUUUAUUCCCAAUAGAAUAUACUGUAGGUAAAUAUAGAAUUAUUGAUUUUGGUGCCUGCCAUUUGUCCAAAUGAAUUAUUGUCAGGUCUCAGAACCUCGCGACACAUUCAGAAAACAAAACAAUUUGUAUUUUAUCCUUGCAGAGCUUCCGUUGAACAUAACAAACCCUUUCCAGGACAAGGUAUCCCUUGAGAGGAGUCGUGCGAUCAUGGACAGCUCAGUGUCCAACCCUCGGUGCAGUAUCCGCUGGUACCAGGGCAGCAAUGUCAUCCUGCCCUCAGAGCGCUUUGAGAUCUGCAGUGAGGGCUGCUAUCAUAAGCUGGUCAUUCAACAGGUGGCACUGGACGAUGAGGGAAACUACAGUGUGCAGGUUGGAGAGCACACAUGCUCUGCGAAAUUGACUGUAGAAGGUAAGAAAAUCUAUUAAAGUGACAGUUCACCCCACAAUCAAAGUUUGUCAGAUGUUUGACAUGAAAAUGUGCCUUUGGUCAAAAUGAGGCCACGUUCUACUCCAUUUAUUGUGUUGAUACAGCCACUAUAUUUGCCUGAAUUUCAAAUGAAUGGAAAAAGUAGGCACUAAAUAUUUUCCCAAUUUUAUUCAGUAACAUAACAAGAUCAGUAAUAUAAGGUAAGUUUUGCAUCCCCCUGAUGGUUAGGAUUUGGGGAGAGUAGGCUAAUCUUAGAUCUGUCUAAGGGCAACUUCUAUCAGGAGCAUAGAAGGAUCACUGUCCUGAAUAUAACAGCUCCAUCUACUGGGAACAUGGCAGUAAGACAUUCUUGUUCAUUAAACACUGCAGACUACAGCUCACUCAGUUCAGUAUUUGAUAGGAUCAUAGGUCAACUCUAGUACUCUGCAAUUAUAAUGCAGUUACUAAAGUACUAUCUAACAACAUUGUAUCAACAUGUUGUUACUAGUGUACUUACAGUGUUACUCAGGUAUGGAAGUAAAGUGUUAUAAAUUCAAUUUAAGCAUUGUUCCAUGCACCUUACCUGCAAUUAACAUGUGCAGGUGAGUAAUUUGAAUCUCAUUUAAUUCACCAUAAAGUGAUUAGAGUGUAUAGUGCAAUCAUGUUUAAGGGUAUACUUAGCAAGGUGACAUCAUCAAACACAACGGGGUAACCUCAUACAACAUGGACAACAACCUCAACAGACUUCAAAACAGACAUUAUUGGGGAAGGUGCAAAUUGUGUAAGGCCAACAAUGGCAGUCGUUGUAGAUCUGAAUGUUGGUGACAUUGUGGUCUGAUGUUGUUUUAUCAUUGAUGAUGCUGUCAUCUUGUUGAGUGUACCUUUAAGGGGUCCCCCAUUCUUCCCUCAAUAUAUUUAUCUUUCUCUUUGCAACACAGCCCAGUCUCUCCUGAUGGUGAGGGAACUGAAGAGCGUGGAGGUGGUGGUCCCGGAUGAGGCCUGCUUCGAGUGUGAGGUCUCGGUCCCCGUCCUCAAAGCCCCCGUGUGGAGCCUAAAGGGGGAGGCCCUGCAGCAGGGGCCCAAGGUCAGCCUAGAGAAGAUGGGCAAUGUCCACCGACUCACCCUCCGACAGACCUCUGUCGACAUGAACGGCUUGGUGGAGUUCACGUCGGGAAAAGCCAAGAGCAGCGCCGAGCUCCACAUCAAGAGUAGGCGAACCCUUUUCCUUUUACAUGUGAUUUGGCAUAACAGCUGCACAUGGCGAGAGAAGUGUGACAUACUGUAAGCUAUGUUUGGUGUUUAUGUGCAGUUCUCUCCAUGGGCAUUGACAUCUAGGUCAGACGAGAUGGAAUGUAUAUCCUGGUAGACUUCUAAGGCUAUAUUUACAGGCUGACAGUAGUAAAAUACUUUUCGUUUUAUAACAUGGUCUAUGAUUGAAUAAGUAUUAUGUUCAUUAAUCACAUUAAUGCGGUCAAAGUUUGCCGUGAGCGUAAAAAAUUGUACAUACAGAACCACUUUACACCUUGCAUUGAAAAUAUUUGAUUUAAGCUAAUUUCUCCUAACGUAUUUUUUAUUUUUUUAUUUCAGCUUUAUUUAACCAGGUAAGCCAGUUGAGAACAAGUUCUCAUUUACAACUGCGACCUGGCUAAGAUAAAGCAAAGCAGUGCGAUAAAAACAACAACAUCAUAGAGUUACAUAUGAAAUAAACAAAAACGUACAGUCAAUAACACAAUAGAAAAUCAAUAUACAGUGUGUGCAAAUGUAGUAAGUUAUGGAGGUAAGGCAAUAAAUAGGCCAUAGUGCAAAAUAAUUACAAUUUAGUAUUAACACUGGAGUGAUAGAUGUGCAGAAGAUGAUGUGCAAAUAGAGAUACUGGGGUGCAAAUGAGCAAAAUAAAUAACAAUGUAAAUAACAAUAUGGGGAUGUGGUAGUUGGGUGGGCUAAUUACAGAUGGGCUGUGUACAGGUGCAGUGAUCAGUAAACUGCUCUGACAACUGAUGCUUAAAGUUAGUGAGGGAGAUAAGAGUUUGUUCCAGUCAUUUGCAGCAGAGAACUGGAAGGAAUGGCAUCCAAAGGAGGUGUUGGCUUUGGGGAUGACCAGUGAGAUAUACCUGCUGGAACGCAUACUACGGGUGGGUGUUGCUAUGGAGACCAAUGAGCUAUGAUAAGGCGGGGAUUUGCCUAGAAGUGAUUUAUAGAUGACCUGGAGCCAGUGGGUUUGGCGACAAAUAUUUAGUGAGGGCCAGCCAACGAGAGCGUACAGAUCACAAUGGUGGGUAGUAUAUGGGGCUUUGGUGACAAAACGGAUGGCACUGUGAUAGACUACAUCCAAUUUGCUGAGUAGAGUGUUGGAAGCUAUUUUGUAAAUGACAUCGCCGAAGUCAAGGAUCGGUAGGAUAGUCAGUUUUACGAGGGCAUGUUCAGCAGCAUGAGUGAAGGAGGCUUUGUUGCGAAAUAGGAAGCCGAUUCUAGAUUUAACUUUGGAUUGGAGAUGCUUAAUGUGAGUCUGGAAGGAGAGUUUACAGUCUAACCAGACACCUAGGUAUUUGUAGUUGUCCACAUAUUCUAAGUCAGACCCGCCGAGAGUAGUGAUUCUAGUCGGGCGGGCCGGUGCAAGCAGCGUUAGAUUGAAGAUAAUGCAUUUAGUUUUACUAGCGUUUAAGAGCAGUUGGAGGCUACGGACGGAGUGUUGUAUGGCAUUGAAGCUCGUUUGGAGGUUUGUUAACAUAGUGUCCAAUGAAGGGCCAGAUGUAUACGAAAUGGUGUCGUCUGCGUAGAGGUGGAUCUGAGAGUCACCAGCAGCAAGAGCGACAUCAUUGAUAUACACAGAGAAAAGAGUCGGCCUGAGAAUUUAACCCUGUGGCACCCCCAUAGAGACUGCCAGAGGUCCAGACAACAGGCCCUCCGAUUUGAUACAUUAAACUCUAUCUGAGAAGUAGUUGGUGAACCAGGUGAGGCAGUCAUAUGAGAAACCAAGGCUAUUUAGUCUGCCAAUAAGAAUGCGGUGAUUGACAGAGUCAAAAGCCUUGGCCAGGUCGAUGAAGACGCUGCACAGUACAUUCUUUUAUCGAUCGCAGUUAUUAUAUCGUUUAGGACCUUGAGCGUUGGUGAGGUGCACCCAUGACCAGCUCGGAAACCAGAUUGCACAGCGGAGAAGGUACGGUGGGAUUAGAAAUGGUCGGUGAUCUGUUUGUUAACUUGGCUUUCAAAAACUUUCGAAAGGCAGGGCAGGAUGGAUAUAGGUCUGUAACAGUUUGGAUCUAGAGUGUCACCCCCUUUGAAGAGGGGGAUGACCUCAGCAGCUUUCUAGUCUCUGGGGAUCUCAGACGAUACGAAAGAGAGGCUGAACAGGCUAGUAAUAGGGGUUGCGACAAUUUCGGCAGCUAAUUUUAGAAAGAAAGGGUCCAGAUUGUCUAGCCCAGCUGAUUUGUAGGGGUCCAGAUUUUGCAGCUCUUUCAGGACAUCCGCUAUCUGAAUUUGGGUGAAGGAGAAGUGGGGGGGGCAUGGGCAAGUUGCAGCGGAGGGUGCAGAGCUGGUAUCACUUGAGCCAUUAUGCAAUAGGGCUUUAUGUCUGUAAUAAAGCCCUUUUGUGUGGAAAAACUUGUUCUGGUUGGCUGGGCCUGAUGCCCUAGUGGGUGGGCCUGGCUCCCAAGUGGGUGGGUCUUGCUCCCCAGUGGGUGGGCCUAUGCCCCCCCAGGUCCACCGAUGGCUGUGCCCCUGCCCAGUCAUGUGAAAUCCAUAAAUUAGGGCUAAAUUAAUUUAUUUCAAUUGACUGAUUUCCUUCCAUUAACUGUAACUUAGUAAAAUCUAUGACAUUUUUACAUGUUGCGUUUAUAUUUUUGUUCAGUAUAAAUGAGCUCCCAAUGCAUUUCAAUGGCAAAAAAAAAGGCCCAUAGACUUGAAUGGUAAAAAUAUUAAACAUUCUAGACCUAUCUAGAAACGUUUAAGCUAUCAACUCUAAACCAACGUUGAGAUAUUGAGACUGAACCAACUUAGAUCACUUGGAUUCAGAAUUUUUAUAACAUUUAUACAUUUUGAACUAUAACCAUUUUAAAUGUUCAUAAAAGCUCCAUAUGCUUGAAUAGAACGUUUUUGAAUUUGCCACUGCUCUUACACCGUUCAAGCUAUUAACAGGAAACCAACGUUGACAUGUUCAGACUGACCCAACUUAGAUUGUAUUUUUUUUUUACCGAUUUUUUAUAUUAUUUAUACUUUAAAAACUAUAACCAUUUAAAAUGUGCAUAAAUUAACAUGAGUGAAUGAGAGCCAUACGUUUGCAGAGGUAGCAAUUACAAAUGGUCCUGCUCCUUGGCCAAUUAAGCUACAAGACCAACUUUAAAACAUCACAUAUCCUAAAUUCAUAUUUUUUUUACUUUAUCAACUAUAACUACAUACAUUAUUUUUUAUUGCAUAAAAUAACUCACCAACAUUAACUCCUGAACCGUUUAAGCUGACACCAAACAAACUUUUACAUGUUCAAUUUAUCCUAACUUCAAAUUCCUUAAAACUUGUAUCAACUAUAACUAUAAACAUUUGCAUAAAUUAGCAUAAAAUAACCCACCAACAGUAACUCUUGAACCAAUUAAACUAGAGACAACAAACCACCUUUCACAUUUUCAAGCUAUCCUAUCCUAUCAAUCAAUCGAUCCUUCACAAGCUAGCAAGCACACCACAUUUUCCUCAGGAAAUGUACUUGUCAUGUUGUUUCAAUGUAUCAACACCUGUUUACCAUUUUGCUUUAAUAGAACAUACUGUACAUAUAGGAUUGAUAGUUCUGAGUAUUUGUGUAUUUAUUUUCUACUCUUCAACAGGUGAUCCUUGACAGACGCAGUAGUGUCUUGAUGCAGUAUCAACAUCAGAAUGAGAUGGAUCGAUAUCUUAUCCACCAAUUUAUUUGUGUUCAUAUUUGUAAUGUGAAAUUCGAAUGUAUGGAUUAGAAUUUUAAGAUAUUUUCCUUCUUUAAAAAGGGGGUGAAUAGUUUGUGUCAACGCUUUUAACAAUAAGUUAUUGAAAGAUGUAUAAUUAUUUCCCAAUGCAGAUACCCCUACUCACUUGAAACAAUGUCUUGAAACAAUGUCCUCCUCAGAGGCUCUAGGUAAAUUCAAUUAUCAACCAACAUAAGUACAGAGUUGACUACAAUGUCUCUCUGAAUACGAGCAUGUGCUUAAUCCAUAUCACGUAAUAUAAACAUUUUAUGUAAUAUAAAAAUGUGUUCUAAAGUCAGCCGUAACAUACAGUUGGAGAAUGCAAUUGAUUACAGUGCGCAACUUGAGAUCCAUGUUUGAGUGGAAUCUGCUUGCAAAUCUCCCAUAGGUAUGAAUGCAUGCUUUAUGCAAAAGUCUGUGUUGCGCACUGACAUCCUAUGUCAGAAUUUGGGCCAUAAUGGUUACUUAUAGCUACUAUUGAGACACUGUAUGUUGUUUAGAAGUGACGAAUCCUAACUUGAGCUACCAGCUUUUUCACAUAAAUCUCCCAUUGACAUCAAUGCAUUUAUCCAGAACUUUGAGAUACAACCUUUUCUCAAGUUAGGAUUCAGUCCUAAGUUUAAAAAAGGUUCUUAAAAAGUUCCAUUAGUUUUUUAUUAUUUACUUUAAGUGUCCAUUUAGUCAGUCAGUCAAAUUUCUAAUUGCAUCAUUUCAUUUGUAUUUUUCAUCACAUCGUUUUUUUUUUCAUUUUUAAGUUGUUUUGUUGGAGGCAGAAAUUCAAGCUACUGUGAAGAAUGGGUUCUGUCAAGUAAUAUGGGGCUAGUAAUAUACAGUGGGGAAAAAAAGUAUUUAGUCAGCCAAAAAUUGUGCAAGUUCUCCCACUUAAAAAGAUGAGAGAGGCCUGUCAUUUUCAUCAUAGGUACACGUCAACUAUGACAGACAAAAUGAGAAGAAAAAAAAUCCAGAAAAUCACAUUGUAGGAUUUUUAAUGAAUUUAUUUGCAAAUUAUGGUGGAAAAUAAGUAUUUGGUCAAUAACAAAAGUUCCUCAAUACUUUGUUAUAUAUCCUUUGUUGGCAAUGACACAGGUCAAACGUUUUCUGUAAGUCUUCACAAGGUUUUCACACACGGUAUUUUGACCCAUUUCUCCAUGCAGAUCUCCUCUAGAGCAGUGAUGAUAUGGGGCUGUCGCUGGGCAACACGGACUUUCAACUCCCUCCAAAGAUUUUCUAUGGGGUUGAGAUCUGGAGACUGGCUAGGCCACUCCAGGACCUUGAAAUGCUUCUUACGAAGCCACUCCUUCGUUGCCCGGGCGGUGUGUUUGGGAUCAUUGUCAUGCUGAAAGACCCAGCCACGUUUCAUCUUCAAUGCCCUUGCUGAUGGAAGGAGGUUUUCACUCAAAAUCUCAUUCAUUCUUUCCUUUACACGGAUCAGUCGUCCUGGUCCCUUUGCAGAAAAACAGCCCCAAAGCAUGAUGUUUCCUCCCCCAUGCUUCACAGUAGGUAUGGUGUUCUUUGGAUGCAACUCAGCCUUCUUUGUCCUCCAAACACGACGAGUUGAGUUUUUACCAAAAAGUUCUAUUUUGGUUUCAUCUGACCAUAUGACAUUCUCCCAAUCCUCUUCUGGAUCAUCCAAAUGCACUCUAGCAAACUUCAGACGGGCCUGGACAUGUACUGGCUUAAGCAGGGGGACACGUCUGGUACUGCAGGAUUUGAGUCCCUGGCGGCGUAGUGUGUUACUGAUGGUAGGCUUUGUUAUUUUGGUCCCAGCUCUCUGCAGGUCAUUCACUAGGUCCCCCCGUGUGGUUCUGGGAUUUUUGCUCACCGUUCUUGUGAUCAUUUUUCCCCCACGGGGUGAGAUCUUGCGUGGAGCCCCAGAUCGAGGGAGAUUAUCAGUGGUCUUGUAUGUCUUCCAUUUCCUAAUAAUUGCUCCCACAGUUGAUUUCUUCAAACCAAGCUGCUUACCUAUUGCAGAUUCAGUCUUCCCAGCCUGGUGCAGGUCUACAAUUUUGUUUCUGGUGUCCUUUGACAGCUCUUUGGUCUUGGCCAUAGUGGAGUUUGGAGUGUGACUGUUUGAGGUUGUGGACAGGUGUCUUUUAUACUGAUAACAAGUUCAAACAGGUGCCAUUAAUACAGGUAACGAGUGGAGGACAGAGGAGCCUCUUAAAGAAGAAGUUACAGGUCUGUGAGAGCCAGAAAUCUUGCUUGUUUGUAGGUGACCAAAUACUUAUUUUCCACCAUAAUUUGCAAAUAAAUUCAUAAAAAAUCCUACAAUGUGAUUUUCUGGAUUUUUUUUCUUCUCAUUUUGUCUGUCAUAGUUGACGUGUACCUAUGAUGAAAAUUACAGGCCUCUCUCAUCUUUUUAAGUGGGAGAACUUGCACAAUUGGUGGCUGACUAAAUACUUGUUUUCCCCACUGUAAAUACAUUCGGCCAAAAUUGGUUAAUUUAGAAAGGUAGUUUAUAUGGGGCGGCAGGUAGCUUAGUGGUUAAGAAUGUUGUGCCAGUAACCGAAUUGUAUGUGGUUCUAAUCCCCGAGCCGACUAGGUGAAAAAAAUCUGUCGAUGUGCCCUUGAGCAAGGCACUUAACCCUAAUUGCUCCUGUAAGUCGCUAUGGAUAAGAGCUUCUGCUAAAUUACAAUGUCAUGAAUGUCUGUGGAAUGUGGUAGGCCAGAGUCAAGGGCAGGACACAGAAUGAAAUGAAAAUCUACUUUACUGAAUAGUAAAGAAACAAGCAAAACCUCCAAACAAAGGGAGGAGCAAACCCGCUUACAAACGACACUCGUAACAAGUAACAAACAUGCACAACACACAGUGGGAGCAAACAGGUUAAAUUGGGAAUGACAUAAUACUAUAAUGGGAAACAGGUGCGCAACACUAGACAACAAUCAGGUGAACAUAGAAACAUAAAACAUAGAUCGGCAGCAGCUAGAAUUCCGGUGACGACGAACGCCGUAGCCUGCCCGAACCAGAAGGAAGGGCAGUCUCGGCAGAAUCCGUGACAGACAAAAAUGUAAAUAUUGAACAUUUUAUUAGAUUAUAUUCCAGUUUACAUGCAGAGUUGACUGAGUAAUAUAAUUAUAUUGUAUUGAAUAAUUAAUGAAUAUGGUUUUCAUAUGAAGUGAAGUCAGUUCCAUAUUCCUUUUUCUUUUUAAUUUAAUUUGUUUCCAACACCCCCUACAUUGUAUUGAAUUGCACCAUUAGUGUAUGCAUCAUUCAUUGUAUUAGGAUAUGAACUCUUUCAAUAAAUCAUGCUUUAUUGUGGUACAAAUCGUUGUCUAGUUCUUUCUAUUCUUAAAUUUGACGAGCAGCUAUAACUCAUUCAAACACUUGAUUUAGCACAAGUUUCUUUACUUGGAUGUCAACACUCUUGUUGCAUGCAGUUAAAAAAAAACAGCAAGUCAUUAUAAUAAUUGAAAGAUUUUUUGUAUUGAAAUAUAUAUAUCUUGUCAAAUGAAUGCUGCAUUUCACUUUUAAGGUAAUGCAGACUCACAUGCACAAACACGUAGUCACGCGUAGACUCCAAUCAAGUUGUAGGAACAUCUCAAGGAUGAUUAAUGGAAACAGGAUGCAUCUGAGCUCAAUUUCAAGUGUCAUAGCAAAGGGUCUGAAUACAUUUGCAAAAAUGUCUAAAAACGUCUUUUUGUUUUGUCAUUAUGGGGUACUGUAUGUAGAUUGAUGAGGGAAAAAAGUAAUUUAAUCAAUUUUAGAAGAAGGCUGUAACGUAUGAAAAUGUGGAAAAGGGGAAGGGGUCUGGCUAUUUUCUGAAUGCACUGUGUAUAUAUAUUAUUGUAGUAACAAAAUAAUGUUUCGGGGGCAAAUUAGUUAUGGGGGCGGAUAUGGAAAGUCUAUGUCAAUAUCAGAUGCUUUUCUCCCAAUAGGAUAUAGGUAAAUAUAGAAUUAUUGAUUUUGUUUCCUGACACUUGUCCAAAUGAAUUAUUGUCAGGUCUCAGAACACACCUCGCAACACAUUCGGAAACGAACCAAUUUGUAUUUUAUCCUUGCAGAGCUUCCGUUGAACAUAACGAACCCUCUCCAGGACAAGGUAGCCCUUGAGAGGAGUCGUGCAAUCAUGGACUUCUCAGUUUCCAACCCUCGGUGUAGUAUCCGCUGGUACAAAGGCAGCAAUGUCAUCCUGCCCUCAGAGCACUUUGAGAUCUGCAGUGAGGGCUCUUAUCGCAAGCUGGUCAUUCAACAGGUGGCACUGGACGAUGAGGGAACCUACAGUGUGCAGGUUGGAGAACACACAUGCUCUGCGAAACUGACCGUAGAAGGUAAGAAAAUCUAUUAAAGUGACAGUUCACCAGAAAAUCAAAGUUUGUCAGAUAUUUUACAUGAAAAUGUGCCUUUGGUCAAAAUGAGGGCAUGUCCCACUCCAUUUAUUGUGUUGAUACAGCAACAGUAUUUGGCUGAAUUUCAAAUGAAUAGAAAAAGUAGGCACUAAAUAUUUUCCCAAUUUUAUUCAGUAACAUAACAAGAUCAGUAAUAUAAGGUAAGUUUUGCAUCCCCCUGAUGGUUAGGAUUUGAGGAGAGUAGGCUAAUCUUAGAUCUGUCUAAGGGAAACUUCUACGAGGAGCGUAGAAGGAUGAGUGUCCUGAAUAUAACAGCUCCAUCUACUGGGAACAUGGCAGUAAGACAUUCCUAUUCAUUACACACUGCAGACUACAGCUCACUCAGUUCAGUAUUUGAUAGGAUCAUAGGUCAACUCUAGUACUGUGCAAUUAUAAUGCAGUUACUAAAGUACUAUCUAACAUCAUUGUAUCAACAUGUUGUUACUAGUGUACUUACAGUGUUACUCAGGUAUGAAAGUAACGUGUUUUAAAUCCAAUUUAAGCAUUGUUCCAUGCACCUUAUCUGCAAUUAAGAUGUGCAGGUGAGUAAUUUGAUUCUCAUUUAAUUAAUCAUAGAGUGAUUAGAGUGUAUAGUGUAAUCAUGUUUAAGGGUAUACUUAGCAAGGUGACAUCAUCAAACACAACGGGGUAACCUCAUACAACAUGGACAACAACCUCAACAGACUUCAAAACAGACAUUAUUGGGGAAGGUGCAAAUUGUGUAUGGCAGUCGUUGUAGAUCUGAAUGUUGGUGACAUUGUGGUCUGAUGUUGUUUUAUCAUUGAUGAUGAUGUCAUCUUGUUGAGUGUACCUUUAAGGGGUCCCCCAUUCUUCCCUCAAUGUAUUUAUCUUUCUAUUUGCAACACAGCCCAGUCUCUCCUGAUGGUGAGGGAACUGAAGAGCGUGGCGGUGGUGGCCCCAGAUGAGGCCUGCUUCGAGUGUGAGGUCUCGGUCCCCGUCCUCAAAGCCCCCGUGUGGAGCCUAAUGGGGGAGGCCCUGCAGCAGGGGCCCAAGGUCAGCCUAGAGAAGAUGGGCAAUGUCCACCGACUCACCCUCCGACAGACCUCUGUCGACAUGAACGGCCAAGAGCAGCGCCAAGCUCCACGUCAAGAGUAGGCGAACCCUUUUCCUUUUACAUGUGAUUUGGCAUAAGAGCUGCACAUGGCGAGAGAAGUGUGACAUACUGUAAGCUAUGUUUGGUGUUUAUGUGCAGUUCUCUCCAUGGGCAUUGACAUCUAGGUCAGACGAGAUGGAAUGUAUAUCCUGGUAGACUUCUAAGGCUAUAUUUACAGGCUGACAGUAGUAAAAUACUUUUCGUUUUAUAACAUGGUCUAUAAGUGAAUAAGUGUUAUGUUCAUUCAUCACAUUAAUGCGGUCAAAGUUUGCCGUGAGCGUAAAAAAUUGUACAUACAGAACCACUUUACACCUUGCAUUGAAAAAAUUUGCUUAAAGCUAAUUUCUCCUAAUGUAUCACCUGAGCCAUUAUGCAUUAGGGCUUUAUGUCUGUAAUAAAGCCCUAUUGUGUGGAAAAACUUGUUCUGAUUGGCUAGGCCUGAUGCCCUAGUGGGUGGGCCUGGCUCCCCAGUGGGUGGGCCUAUGCCCCCCCAGGUCCACCCAUGGCUGUGCCCCUGCCCAGUCAUGCGAAAUCCAUAAAUAUUUUUGUUCAGUAUAAAUGAGCUCCCAAUGCAUUUCAAUUGCAAAAAAAGGCCCAUAGACUUGAAUGGUAAAAAAACAAAAAAAACAUUCUAGACCUAUCUAGAAACGUUUAAGCUAUCAACUCCAAACCAACGUUGAGAUAUUGAGACUGACCAAAUUUAGAUAAAUUGGAUUCAGAAUUUUGAUUACAUUUUACAUUUUUGAACUAUAACCAUUUUAAAUGUUCAUAAAAGCUUGAAUGGAAAGUAUUUGAAUUUGCCACUGCUCUUACACCGUUCAAGCUACCAACAACAAACCAACACUGACAUGUUCAGAUUGACCCAACUUAGAUCGUUGUUGUUUUUAACCGAUUUUUGAUACUAUUUAUACUUUUUAAACUAUAACCAUUUAAAAUGUGAAUAAAUUAACAUGAGUUUGAAUGAGAACCAUAGGAUUGCAGAGGUAGCUAUUCAAAAUGGUCCUGCUCCUUGGCCAAUUAAGCUACAAGACCAACUUUAAAACAUCUCAUAUCCUAAAUUCAAUUUAUUUUUCACUUUAUCAAAUAUACAGUGGGGAAAAAAAGUAUUUAGUCAGCCACCAAUUGUGCAAGUUCUCCCACUUAAAAAGAUGAGAGAGGCCUGUAAUUUUCAUCAUAGGUACACGUCAACUAUGACAGACAAAAUGAGAAGAAAAAAAAUCCAGAAAAUCACAUUGUAGGAUUUUUAAUGAAUUUAUUUGCAAAUUAUGGUGGAAAAUAAGUAUUUGGUCAAUAACAAAAGUUUCUCAAUACUUUGUUAUAUACCCUUUGUUGGCAAUGACACAGGUCAAACGUUUUCUGUAAGUCUUCACAAGGUUUUCACAAACUGUUGCUGGUAUUUUGGCCCAUUCCUCCAUGCAGAUCUCCUCUAGAGCAGUGAUGUUUUGGGGCUGUCGCUGGGCAACACAGACUUUCAACUCCCUCCAAAUAUUUUCUAUGGGGUUGAGAUCUGGAGACUGGCUAGGCCACUCCAGGACCUUGAAAUCCUUCUUACGAAGCCACUCCUUCGUUGCCCGGGCGGUGUGUUUGGGAUCAUUGUCAUGCUGAAAGACCCAGCCACGUUUCAUCUUCAAUGCCCUUGCUGAUGGAAGGAGGUUUUCACUCAAAAUCUUACGAUACAUGGCCCCAUUCAUUCUUUCCUUUACACGGAUCAGUCGUCCUGGUCCCUUUGCAGAAAAACAGCCCCAAAGCAUGAUGUUUCCACCCCCAUGCUUCACAGUGGUGACUCUCAGAUCCACCUCUACGCAGACGACACCAUUUUGUAUACAUCUGGCCCUUCAUUGGACACUGUGUUAACAAACCUUCAAACAAGCUUCAAUGCCAUACAACACUCCUUCAGUAGCCUCCAACUGCUCUUAAACACUAGUAAAACUAAAUGCAUGCUCUUCAACCGAACGCUGCUUGCACCCGCCCACCCGACUAGAAUCACUACUCUCGACGGGUCUGACCUAGAGUAUGUGGACAACUACAAAUACCUAGGUGUCUGGUUAGACUGUAAACUCUCCUUCCAGACUCACAUUAAGAAUCUCCAAUCCAAAGUUAAAUCUAGAAUCGGUUUCCUAUUUCGCAACAAAGCCUCCUUCACUCAUGCUGCCAAACAUGCCCUCGUAAAACUGACUAUCCUACCGAUCCUUGACUUCGGCGAUGUCAUUUACAAAAUAGCCUCCAACACUCUACUCAGCAAAUUGGAUGUAAUCUAUCACAGUGCCAUCCGUUUUGUCUCCAAAGCCCCAUAUACUACCCACCACUGUGACCUGUACGCUCUUGUUGGCUGGUCCUCACUACAUAUUCGUCGCCAAACCCACUGGCUCCAGGCCAUCUAUAAAUCACUGCUAGGCAAAUCCCCGCCUUAUCUUAGCUCAUUGGUCACCAUAGCAACACCCACCCGUAGUAUGCGCUCCAGCAGGUAUAUCUCAGUGGUCAUCCCCAAAGCCAACACCUCCUUUGGCCGCCAUUCCUUCCAGUUCUCUGCUGCCAAUGACUGGAACAAAUUGCAAAAAUCUCUGAAGCUGGAGACACUUAUCUCCCUCACUAACUUUAAGCAUCAGUUGUCAGAGCACCUUACCGAUCACUGCACCUGUACACAGCCCAUCUGAAAUUAGCCCGCCCAACUACCUCAUCCCUAUAUUGUUAUUUAUUUUGCUCAUUUGUACCCCAGUAUCUCUAUUUGCACAUCAUUUCUUGAACAUCUAGCAUUCCAGUGUUAAUACUAAUUGUAAUUAUUUUGCACUAUAGCCUAUUUAUUGCCUUACCUCCAUAACUUGCUACAUUUGCACACACUGUAUAUAUAUUUUUUCUGUUGUAUUUUUUACUUUGUUUUGUUUUACCCCAUAUGUAACUCUGUGUUGUUGUUUUUAUCACACUGCUUUGCUUUAUCUUGGCCAGGUCGCAGUUGUAAAUGAGAACUUGUUCUCAACUGGCUUACCUGGUUAAAUAAAGGUUAAAUAAAAAAUAAAAAUAGUAGGUAUGGUGUUCUUUGGAUGAAACUCAGCAUUCUUUGUACUCCAAACACGACGAGUUGAGUUUUUACCAAAAAGUUAUAUUUUGGUUUCAUCUGACCAUAUGACAUUCUCCCAAUCCUCUUCUGGAUCAUCCAAAUGCACUCUAGCAAACUUCAGACGGGCCUGGACAUGUACUGGCUUAAGCAGGGGGACACGUCUGGCACUGCAGGAUUUGAGUCCCUGGCGGCAUAGUGUGUUACUGAUGGUAGGCUUUGUUACUUUGGUCCCAGCUCUCUGCAGGUCAUUCACUAGGUCCCCCCGUGUGGUUCUGGGAUUUUUGCUCACCGUUCAUGUGAUCAUUUUGACCCCACGGGGUGAGAUCUUGCGUGGAGCCCCAGAUCGAGGGAGAUUAUCAGUAUGUCUUCCAUUUCCUAAUAAUUGCUCCCACAGUUGAUUUCUUCAAACCAAGCUGCUUACCUAUUGCAGAUUCAGUCUUCCCAACCUGGUGCAGGUCUACAAUUUUGUUUCUGGUGUCCUUUGACAGCUCUUUGGUCUUGGCCAUAGUGGAGUUUGGAGUGUGACUGUUUGAGGUUGUGGACAGGUGUCUUUUAUACUGAUAACAAGUUCAAACAGGUGCCAUUAAUACAGGUAACGAGUGGAGGACAGAAGAGCCUCUUAAAGAAGAAGUUACAGGUCUGUGAGAGCCAGAAAUCUUGCUUGUUUGUAGGUGACCAAAUACUUAUUUUCCACCAUAAUUUGCAAAUAAAUUCAUUAAAAAUCCUACAAUGUGAUUUUCUGGAAUUUUUUUUCUCAAUUUGUCUGUCAUAGUUGACGUGUACCUAUGAUGAAAAUUACAGGCCUCUUUCAUCUUUUUAAGUGGGAGAACUUGCACAAUUGGUGGCUGACUAAAUACUUUUUUCCCCCACUGUAACUAUAUACAUUUUUUUUUAAAUUGCAUAAAAUAACUCACAAACAGUAACUCUUUAACCAUUUAAGCUAAAGACACCAAACAAACUUUCACAUGUUCAGGCUAUCCUAACUUCAAAUUCCUUAAAACCUGUAUCAACUAUAAACAUUUGCAUAAAUUAGCAUUAAAUAACCCACCAACAGUAAUUCUUGAACCAAUUAAGCUAGAGACAACAAACCACCUUUCACAUGUUCAGGCUAUCCUAUCCUAUCAAUCAAUUGAUCCUUCACAAGCUAGCAAGCACACCACAUUUUCCUCGGGAAAUGUACUUGUCAUGUUGUUUCAUGUAAACUCUUUCACUCUAUAUAGUAUGAAUCAACACUAUGGAGUGCCAACAUAAAUUUAGUUUAAAUUUCAAAUAAUGAAAUACAAAUGCAGUUUAUGCAUUCAGUAAUUAUAUGUGUGAAAUCUGUGAAUUUGUAAAUUCAAAUUAUAUUCAUAUUUACACUAAUAUCAUCAUACAAAAAAUUGAAUUUGGAAUGCAUGAAUUAAGACAGACAAUCUUGUCUUAUUGCGGACACCAGUUUACCAUUUUGCUUGAAUAGAACAUACUGUACAUAUAGGAUUGAUAGUUCUGAGUAUUUGUGUAUUUAUUUUCUACUCUUCAACAGGUGAUCCUUGACAGACGCAGUAGCGUCUUGAUGCAGUAUCAACAUCAGAAUGAGAUGGAUCAAUAUCUUAUCCACCAAUUUAUUUGUGUUCAUAUUUGUAAUGUGAAAUUCGAAUGUAUGGAUUAGAAUUUAAAUAUAUUUUCCUGUCUUUAAAAAGGGAGUGAAUAGUUUGUGUCAACGCUUUUAACAAUAAGUUAUUAAAAUAUUUUGUAUAAUUAUUUCCCAAUGCAGAUACCCCUACUCACUUGAAACAAUGUCUUGAAACAAUGUCCUCUUCAGCGGUGUAGUAUCCGCUGGUACAAAGGCAGCAAUGUCAUCCUGCCCUCAGAGCACUUUGAGAUCUGCAGUGAGGGCUGCUAUCGCAAGCUGGUCAUUCAACAGGUGGCACUGGACGAUGAGGGAACCUACAGUGUGCAGGUUGGAGAACACACAUGCUCUGCGAAACUGACCGUAGAAGGUAAGAACAUCUAUUAAAGUGACAGUUCACCACAAAAUCAAAGUUUGUCAGAUAUUUUACAUGAAAAUUUGCCUUUUGUCAAAAUGAGGGCAUGUCCCACUCCAUUUAUUGUGUUGAUACAGCCACAGUAUUUGGCUGAAUUUCAAAUGAAUAGAAAAAGUAGGCACUAAAUAUUUUCCCAAUUUUAUUCAGUAACAUAACAAGAUCAGUAAUAUAAGGUAAGUUUUGCAUCCCCCUGAUGGUUAGGAUUUGGGGAGAGUAGGAUAAUCUUAGAUCUGUCUAAGGGAAACUUCUACCAGGAGCGUAGAAGGAUGAGUGUCCUGAAUAUAACAGCUCCAUCUACUGGGAACAUGGCAGUAAGACAUUCCUAUUCAUUACACACUGCAGACUACAGCUCACUCAGUUCAGUAUUUGAUAGGAUCAUAGGUCAACUCUAGUACUGUGCAAUUAUAAUGCAGUUACUAAAGUACUAUCUAACAUCAUUGUAUCAACAUGUUGUUACUAGUGUACUUACAGUGUUACUCAGGUAUGAAAGUAACGUGUUUUAAAUCCAAUUUAAGCAUUGUUCCAUGCACCUUAUCUGCAAUUAAGAUGUGCAGGUGAGUAAUUUGAUUCUCAUUUAAUUAAUCAUAGAGUGAUUAGAGUGUGUAGUGUAAUCAUGUUUAAGGGUAUACUUAGCAAGGUGACAUCAUCAAACACAACGGGGUAACCUCAUACAACAUGGACAACAACCUCAACAGACUUCAAAACAGACAUUAUUGGGGAAGGUGCAAAUUGUGUAUGGCAGUCGUUGUAGAUCUGAAUGUUGGUGACAUUGUGGUCUGAUGUUGUUUUAUCAUUGAUGAUGAUGUCAUCUUGAUGAGUGUACCUUUAAGGCGUCCCCCAUUCUUCCCUCAAUGUAUUUAUCUUUCUAUUUGCAACACAGCCCAGUCUCUCCUGAUGGUGAGGGAACUGAAGAGCGUGGCGGUGGUGGCCCCAGAUGAGGCCUGCUUCGAGUGUGAGGUCUCGGUCCCCAUCCUCAAAGCCCCCGUGUGGAGCCUAAAGGGGGAGGCCCUGCAGCAGGGGCCCAAGGUCAGCCUAGAGAAGAUGGGCAAUGUCCACCGACUCACCCUCCGACAGACCUCUGUCGACAUGAACGGCUUGGUGGAGUUCACGUCGGGAAAAGCCAAGAGCAGCGCCAAGCUCCACGUCAAGAGUAGGCGAACCCUUUUCCUUUUACAUGUGAUUUGGCAUAACAGCUGCACAUGGCGAGAGAAGUGUGACAUACUGUAAGCUAUGUUUGGUGUUUAUGUGCAGUUCUCUCCAUGGGCAUUGACAUC
Coregonus sp. 'balchen' is the source of this 56655-nucleotide messenger RNA. Lineage: Eukaryota; Metazoa; Chordata; Actinopteri; Salmoniformes; Salmonidae. The record is from the annotation of a GenBank genome assembly.